CAGAAUCCUUUAGCCAAAAUGGCAGCCCCCAGCUAAUAGUGCCGCACGUGUGUAUAUGUGUCUCUUUUUUUGGAAAAUCGAGCGGACUUAAAGUAGCUACUUUUAAAAUAUUCAAUCUCCAUCAUUCAGAAGGUAGUUUGUUGCUAAUUCACGGAGGCAUGAAGACCAAAUCGUCCUCUCACAAGUCCGAGAACACGCACAGGGUAAGAUAAGGGACGGUGGGGUGGAUCAGAAACCUGGACCUUUUAAGAACUCGGCUUAGCGCUUCGGUUCGUCGAGCUGGCGAAAUAGUAUAUUUGAUAUUCAGUUACACAUCACUCUAAAAAGCCAUUGGAGCAGAGUGGUACAGAAGCAAAAGAAGUUGGAGAGCAGCGCAACUUUUUUGCUUUCCUGUACAAGUUUUGGAAAUCUGUAGUUACUGCAAGCAAACAAACAGCACCACACAAAAAACCUUGCUUAUGCCCUGGGCAGUCCAAAAUAGUAACUGUGUGUAGCAUUUGCCACUCAUCUGCUAACAAAACAGCAGGAAAACAAUCAGUGUUCUUAAAAUAUUCUGCUUGGCUCUGAAACCUUACCUUGUCCUACUAUGUAGUUUUGUGAAGUGCUGCAAGUUUUUCAACUUAUUUGUGGUGUGUCUCUUGUGCUUCUAGCACUGCAAAUUGCAGAUAAUUCUUAACUAUGAAUAUGGAAGAUCCUGCAACAGUACAGAAGAUUAGACAACAUUUUCUGAUUUCAAAUAAGCUGUCAGUCCCAUUUGAGUCUGAUGUCAUUCAAUUCUAUGGGCAGUACCAUGUGACUAUGUAUGAAAUAUCAUUAGAAGGGACAGCCAUAUAAAAUCUUACUCUUUGGCAACUUCUUGUCAGCUUGAUGUCUCAAAGAUAACUGGAAAAAACCCCAAGAAACUCCUGUUUGUUUAUUACUUUUUUUUUUACAGUUUCUCACCUUCUCAGAACGCUUAAGCAAUGUAAAUAUUGACAUUAUUCAUCGCAUUGACAGAACAGGGAGCUAUGCUGAGGUAAGAUUAAUGUAGUUGUUUUUCAUCUGUCUAGGUGUUAUCUUAUUCAGUGUUGGAUGUGGGUGUUGAGGUGCUGGGAGCUCAGUUACAGGAUGGUGCCUAGUUCUGAGCCACGGUAGGGUCACCUGACAUGGGAUGAAGAGGGUGGUAGACAUUGUACAUCCUCGCAUCCCUUUGAUCUAGUUACCUGCACUGGGGUGGCUAAUUAAUUAGCUACAGUGCUAAUUUACUGCAGAUCCUUUGAAUUCAAUAAAGUUGUGACCCUUUAAAAAAAGAUAGAGAGCUUCCUGCUGGGAGCAGCAUACUCGGAACUGAAACAGGUAGUCAUUGAUAGAAUAUGUGCCUGAUGUGUUGUGUUUACAAUUACCAUCACUGGUUAUAUCUGAACUUGUAGCAAUCAAUACAGGGACUGCCACAGCUGAGUUCUGGCUUAAAUAUCUCCACUAUAUCAGUUUGUUAGGCCCUGACAAAAGCAGUAUGAUUGCUCUAGAAAGCCCUUAUAGGGAAUAACAAUUAUUUUCAUUGUACAGAUGGGGAACUAUUACAGAAAGAAAUAUUGUAUACCAUCAUGCCACAUCUCAGUCUGAAACAAUCUGAAACAGCAAUUCUGAAACAGUACAUUGCAUGCAGACCCUCCCUCCCGCUUCUGGUGGUUUGGCUGCAGUUAAUGCAACACAUAUGGGGAUCAGCUUCCUUUCUCUUGCUGUUCUGUUAUGCUUGUGGUUUUUGAUCAGCUUUGUGGCCAGUCUACUGGGAGUUAGGAAUUAUGAAAUAUAUAAUAAAAUUAAUAAUGACCUUUGGUUUUUGUCAACAUUUCCUGCAAGACCAGCCCUUUGAGAUUAGGGUGUUGCUCUACCAGUGCUAUAGUAAAUAUUUUUCCUUUCAAAAUCAACAAUAAAUGUUCUGUCUUUGUAUUUGUUAACCACACUCAUAGUGUAUUGAGAGUCAUGGGAGCAAGGUCAAGGUCGUUGGGUUGUAUCCAGUGAAGUUGUUCUGUUCAUGCAAGGACUUAUGCUUGCACAGUGGAAUUUCCCCUUCCUCCUCCCUGUGUACAAAUUCAGGUGAGGAGCACAGGAAGAGGAGAGGGAGGAAAAGUUCAAUUGUGCAUUUCAGUCCUUGUGCAAAUGGGAUGACUUUGUUGGAUACAGUCCAUUUUAUGUUGCUCUUGUCUUGUCCAUAAGCCAUUUUUUUUUGUAUUGGUGGCAGCCAGGCAACCCAGUUGCUGAAACAGAUCAGCAAUAGUAUGUGAAUUUACCUAGAGUCCUGUGUAGUAGGAAAAUAAUAAAUAGCUGUUAACCUGUGUAUGUAAGUCAGAGUUACUUUUAUUUUCAAACAUGUUUUGUUUCUGGAGAUGUGAAAAGAAUGAUUCAAAAUAUGGGGAAAACUUCAACACAUACUUCAUUUUCUUUGUUCACAUUAUUUGGACUGUUUGCAGUCUGUAAUGAUAAAUAUGAAUGUGUGCUUAAAUUAGGCACAAGUUUAUACACAGAACCUUGACAUGCUGUCUUUCUGCAUGAGAGAUUGUGCAUUUAGUAUAGAGAUUAUGAAACUCAGCUGUGACUCAGGAUGGCCCUGAUUAGAAUCUUGCCUCUAUCGUCAAAUCACUAGGUGGCCUGAGAUAAGAUGCUGUCUCUCCACCUUGCCCCAUCCCAUCACCUGAAAUGGGACAGUAAUACCAAUUUACCUUACAGGGUGGUUCUGAAGAUUGCAACUAGAUAUUAUAGGUCAAGUAAGAUGAACAUUCAAAUAUAUCUUCUCUUUUGUGGGCAGCAUUCCAACAUAGGACCACCCAUUUGCAACUUCAAGUGGUGUAGUCUUACGACAGGUCUGGUUGUCCAUUUGGGGUGCUGAAUUUAUAUAUUGAGUUGUUAUUUGCACACAUCAGUUCUAAUCCAGAGAAGGUACAGAAAGUUAUCUUGUCUGUACAGCCCCUCCUCCAGCUCCACUGUUGUUGGAUCAUGGCCAUCUGAUUGUAAUAUGUGAUUACCAGCUGUAUAAGAAUAGACAUGCUUUUCACAAUUUCAUAUUUUCAAAUGUUAUAAUUGUUUCUAGGUAACAGCUCCAGUUUUGCAAACACUUGUGUAACUGUUUAAAUGAAAAAUGGAAUAAUUCAGUUGCGCUUCAUACCUCAUAAAUAUUGCACCACCCUACGAAGGCUUUUUACUUAAGCAUUCAUUCAGUAAUCAAGCCUGAACUGCUCCAUACGAAUAUAUUUUAACUAAUAUACACUCUUGAUUUUGCUAGGAGGUUGAAACAUAUUUUCACGAAGGACUCGAGAAAUGGAGGGAGCUGAACCUUACUCGCCAUUUUGGUAUAUCUUUUCUCCAAAAUAUUUUGUAUUAAUACUUCUCAUUGUGUGUUGUAUAAAAGUGUUGCCGUUUUGUUGGAAAUGUAUGUAGGGAUUAAGGGUUUGCACACAAUCUAUCAGUUAAUAUACAGUUAGUGAUAUGAAUAUAUUUUGAACAUGGAGUGCAUCAGAUGAAUAUGCUGUGCUCUUCCUGUGCUGAUUUUUGUGCAAUUUUCAGUGCUAGAAUAGAGGUGGCAGGAUGUUUUGUUGAUGUUUCCUGCUGUUUAACUUAACGUUGAUAUAAGCAGCACAAGUUCUUCAGUAGCCCAAUCCCAUCAGUGGUGCAUCAGUGCAGUAUCAUGACCUGUGGUCCACGUGGGAUGAUUAGGGGCAUUAUACCAGCAUAGGCUAGCCCUUCUACACUACACUACACUACACUUAAUAGUACAGCAUUAGCUGGAGAAGAGAGAAUGGAUCAGGCUUAGCAAUGAUGUGCUAACGUUCUUUUGGCAGUGCUGUACCCACAACACUACUGCAAUGCUGUGUACCUGACAGUGCAGCAAAAGUGAGACCCCCCUCGGCAAAAUUUUUGUGUUAGGGAAAAUUACAGGAUUUCAGUGGGAGAUCACAGGAUAUGCACAGAAUGGAAAUUAAGCUGUUUGACAGUCCCAGAAUGUUUGCAUACACAAAUAGGAUGAUCACCCCGAUAGCAUUGUAAGCAUAAACCAUUAUGCACAAUAAAAAGGCUUCCAUAUGUUUAUUUCUCUUUCUCUCUCUCUCUCCUCUUCUUCCUUCUUCUGUCACAAUGGCACUUAUCUGUUGGAUGGCCAUGCAAAUUCACCCCAAAUCCAGCACUGGGUUCUAGAUCUCAAUGAACAGUGCUAUCUAUAGUCAUUCCACUCUAUCUGCAGUUGUGGCUUUGCAUUUUCCAGUAAUGAGAGAGGAGGGGGCAGAAAGCUGCUAACGGUGUUCCUAUUCUUCACUUUUACAAAGCUUUCAUAAAAUUUCAGCAACAGUUUCUUGUUUCCAAAAUAGAUAUUUUAGUUUUCUUCCUUGUGGAACAAGUAUUUUCCAGUCAUACCUUCCAGCCAAAAGCUUUGCCACAGUUAAUCCCUUGUUUGCUCAUGAUAAUUAGAGUGUAUAUAUGUGUGUAUGUAUGAGAGAGAUGGAGAGAGAAAUUGGCGCAGAAAUCAUUUGACCUGACAAGCCACUUUUAAAGCUUCAUGCACAGUCAGUUCCUUCUUUCCCAGAAAGGUCUAACCUUUGAGCCUGUGUUUGAAUAGGCUGUUGUCACGCAAGUGAGCCAUGCUAGGAGCUGUGAGGGGGUGUCCCCAUUAUGCAUUACGGGUCUUGCAUGCUGGGAUUGUACUCAUGGGUGUAUGGUUUUUAAUCACCUGCUGGCUUUGAGCCUUCAAAGCUGGGAGCCUUGUAAUAUGAGCAAGAGCUGGAAGGCACGGGUAAUGCAUGCUGGCUGUUCUAGGGCCUAAUGCUGAUGCAGUCCACACUAACCUAGGAGUAAGUCCUGCUGAACUCAGUAGAUUAGUGUUCCUGAAACUCCAUGAAACAAAUCAUUAAGGAUUUUUUUGUUUGUUUUUUUACACAGUGACAUUCUACAGGCAGGUAGUCAACAAAUGCCAGUCUUUCAACCAGCUGGUGUACUAUCAGAAUGACAUUGUGCAGAGCUUGAAAACCCACCUGCAAGUGAAAGACAGUCUUGCUUUUCAACCUCUCUUGGAGUAAGUACCUACUGCAGUAUCUAAAAUAUAUCUUCUGAGUUUCUGUUCACGGGGAAAAGGCCAACUGUGCAUUUGUUCUUUUUAGUCCAUUGGGUAUCUUUGGGCAGUUAAUUGUUUCUCAGUCCUAGCACUAGCGGAGGAAGAGGAGUGCAGGGGGAGCACACCACCCCCGGCAGUGCGAUCCCAGUGGGGUGCCAUCACAGCUGCCCCCCCGCCCGUGCUGGGUGCCAUGCCCCCAGGAUGUGCGCCAUGCCCCCCGGUGCCAGAGCAUGGAGCUCUGCUACUGAGUCCUAGGCUCUCUUUUCCAGAGUGGGAAUGAUACUAACUAUGGCCAUCAUGUAAUGAGGUUAUGUUAGCUGUGAUGAACUUCAGGAGUACACUGGGUCAUACGAUAAACAAAUACAUUCACUUGUGAGCAGACCACGGGACAGUGAGAUUUCCCCCAGAAUUGUUUGAAAUCAUCACGGGAUGUGUGUGUUCGAAUUAUAAUGUGGCACCACUGACAUUUUCCUGCUUUAUGUAUCUCAAUACAGCUUAGUGGUGCAGCUGGCUCGCGAUCUCCAGACAGAUUUCUAUCCUCAUUUCCAAGACUUUUUUCUGUCCAUUACAAAAUUGUUGGAUACCCAGGACACAGAGCUGCUAGAAUGGACUUUCACCUGUCUUUCUUACCUUUACAAAUAUUUAUGGAGGCUGAUGGUGAAGGACAUGUCCAAUAUUUAUGGGUAAGCUUUUCAACAACAACAACAACAACAACAACAACAACAUGGCCAGUACACAAGUCUUAUUCUGCAUCAUUUGCAGAAUAAGCAAAUAAACUUCUUUAUUUGAGUUAGACUAGAAAAGCUUAAGGUCCCUUUCAGCUCUGAUUCUUAUAACCAGUGUGAUAGCUAGUGGCCCUGAUUCUGUGUGCACACAUCGGCAGCAUAUUUCUUUCCCUCUUCUAAAUUUACUGAGAAUAAAAUGAUAUAUUCAUUGGGCAGUGUGGUAAGGGAAGCAAAAAGGCCUAUCAUGUUUACUAUUGGUUUGUCUGCAAGGCUCUGUAUACAUGUUAUACCACUGAGCUAUGGCCAUGAUUAAAUCAGUAUAAAAUAUGUGUUAAUAUAUUUGCUUUGCAUCCGAUGAUGGAUUCCAGGAAGCAUUGCUGGAGAAAUGAAUUGAUCCUGCAUGGUUUUAUUUUUAUAUUUGAAUGUUGUACUUGCAGAUUGUACAGCACCUUGUUGGCUCACCAUAAAGAGCACAUCAGAAAUUUUGCAGCAGAAAGCUUCACCUUCCUGAUGAGGAAGGUAAGUGAUGUUGGGGCGGGGGCAGGAGAGUGUAAAAAGAGACGUGCCUUCUGUUCAAACCAAGUUUACCACUGCAGCUUUAAUAUUUAACAUAAUACAAAGUGUUACUAGGCACCUCUAGUUUGAAGGAAAUGACUGUCAUCCAUUUAGUUCAGUGGACCUAUGAAACUGCUUUAUAGUGGCCCAAUUUGUAUGUCACGGUAAACCAUAGGCAAUGAUUUGUCAUGGGUGCGCCUUUCUGGGCUGUGUUCUCCCUUAGUGGAAACAACAAACCAUGACUCAGCACUGCAUCCAAACCAAGGAUUGUGGUUUGCAAAACCAGUGAGUCAAUAACAAACUUUUGCUAUUGAUUGUGGGGUGCUUUUUUUAGGAAUGAAACAAACCACGAUCCCUGGUUUGACAGAAUGCUAAGCCAUUUGUCUCCUCCAUGCUAGUUAGACCAAGAGAGGAAACAAACAGACCAGUAAGGUGCAGUCGUGGUAAUGUGGCCAAUGAGUGAGACCAUCUAGCCAGUAUUGUUACCUUUAACUAGUAGCAGCUCUCUGAGGUUUUUCCUCUCUCAUGUUCCCUGACCCCCCCCCUUUUUUAAAUGGAGAUGCCAUGUAUUAAACAUGACACUAGGUAGAAGGCACUAGGUAGGUUAGAUUUUUCUGCUUGUUGUAGAACAGUGACGGUAACUGUAGUGUUCUUAGUAACUGGUGCAAUUUCCAACUACACCACAUAGCAGAAUAAUAAGAAAAAGCAAAACUUGGAGUAACUUUUCUGACAUUAGUUUACUGGUCAAAUGCUGAACCACUUCCCCUGAAGAACACAAAUGUUUGAAAUGUAUUGGGAAAUCUGAUGACCAGUUUCUAAACAAAUCCUCUUUCACCUAUCACCUUCCUGUUUUCUCUUUGAGAUAGUGCACUCCUUUACUUUAUUGUUAGGAUGCUAUUUAAGCUGGACCUUUUAGGCUGGUCAGUUAAUGGCUUUGGGCACCUCACUGGUUUAUAUUUUGUUCUGGCAAUAUGGUUGCCACUGGGGAGAUUUUUGCUCUUGGCUUGCAUUACUAGCUGCUCCUGGGUAAAAGGCUUUCCUGCAUGUUUGAACUGAUAGCAACUCUGCUGGGGAACUGGUGGUUUCCACAGCACGAUAGCCAUCAGUCUGCAAAACAUGGACAGCUCAAUGUAAAAAGAAGCUUGAUCAGUGUAACAUCAGAAGACACUCCCAAGUUCCUGAGAAGGACAGGUAAAGUAUGUAACUAAUGCAUGCUAUGGUGCUUGAAAUCUGCUUUUUUCCAUUUAGUUUAUAUACAUUGUAGCACCAAUAUAAAGCUGGGAGUGUCAGAGGUCAGAGUAAUGGCAGGGAUUUUAAUUAGCCUUUCUAAGUAGUAUGUAUGAAUUGAAAUAAAAGGGGUGCAAACUGUAAUUUUGUUUCCUAGGUUUCAGACCAAAAUGUUCUCUUAAACGUGAUGUUCCAUGACUUGGAAAUGCACCCAGAAAAAGUAGAAGGUGUCGGACAGCUGAUUUUUGAGACGUGCAAAGGCGUUAGGAACAUGUUCCAUUCCUGUGCUGAAACGGUAAUCAAUCCAAGUGCAUGAAGCAAAUGGAAAAUUAUAAAGUGCCUGAUUCAGGAGUGAAUUUUUAACUUGCUUCCAUAGAUGAUUGGUCUAGGUUGUUUUGCCCUAAAUUCCCCCCUCCCUCAGUAGACAAAUAGCAAGUUUAUUUCACACAUUUCAAGAAGACUUUCAGAAUAUUAUAUCUCUAGUUCUUUUUUCUUUUUUAAAAAUUAUUUAAUCAGUCAAUACUUGGCACAGUUAUCAUAAGGAGAAACUGUGUGUGUGUGUGUGUGUGUGUGUGUAAUAUAUGGGAUGUGGUGUACAGUGGUACCUCGGGUUACAUACGCUUCAGGUUACAUACGCUUCAGGUUACACACUCCACUAAGCCAGAAAUAGUGCUUCAGGUUAAGAACUUUGCUUCAGGAUAAGAACAGAAAUCGUGCUCCAGCAGCAGCGGGAGGCCCCAUUAGCUAAAGUGGUAUCUCAGGUUAAGAACAGUUUUAGGUUAAGAACAGACCUCCAGAAUGAAUUACAGUGGUACUUUGGGUUACAUAUGCUUCAGGUUACAUACGCUUCAAGUUACGGACUCCGCUAACCCAGAAAUAGUACCUCAGGUUAAGAGCUUUGCUUCAGGAUGAGAACAGAAAUUGUGCUCUGGCGGCGCGGCAGCAGCAGGAGGCCCCAUUAGCUAAAGUGGUCCUUCAGGUUAAGAACAGUUUCAGGUUAAGAACGGACCUCCGGAAUGAAUUAAGUACUUAACCCGAGGUACCACUGUAUGUAUGUAUAAAUAAAUAAAAUUUUGGAUAGAAAACUUUCCUAGUUGUACAGGGUGAGUCUUUUAAAAGAGGCCCCAUGGAACAUGUGCACUCUGUAUCCACGGGGCCUCUUUUAAAGGACUCCCCCUGUAUAAUGCUAAUCUUGCACAAAGAAUCAGAUUGCCAUGAAGCAGCAGUAGCCUCCUUUAAGCUGAAAGUUGUUUAUUGAGGAGUAAAUGAGUUUAUGACCAGGGUUAGAGUGAAAAAUAUUUUUAAUGUGAACUAUUUUAAAACAUUGGGACGCGGGUGGUGCUGUGGGUAAAACCUCAGUGCCUAGGACUUGCUGAUCGCAUGGUCGGCGGCUCAAAUCCCCGCGGUGGGGUGAGCUCCCGUCGUUCGGUCCCAGCUCCUGCCUACCUAGCAGUUCGAAAGCACCCUUAAGUGCAAGUAGAUAAAUAGGUACCGCUUUAUAGCAGGAAGGUAAACGGCGUUUCCGUGUGCUACGCUGGUGCUGGCUUGCCAGCUGCAGCUUCAUCACGCUGGCCACGUGACCCGGAAGUGUCAUCGGAUGGCGCGGCUCACGGCCUCUUGAGCGAGAUGAGCACGCAACCCUAGAGUCGGACACGACUGGCCCGUACGGGCUGGGGUACCUUUACCUUUACCUUUACCUUUAUUUUAAAACAUUAAAGAUGCAUGUAAUUUCCCCCCACAGGUUAUAACAUUAAUUCUGAAAAAGCUGGGGCCACUUACAGAAACAGAAGUGACCCUCUCCUGGAACUUGGUUGGUGAAGCUUUCGAACAUAUGGCAAAGUCAGCUGCUGGAUUCAUCUAUAAAGAACAUUUCAGUGUAUUUUUCAGAUGCUUGCAAGUGAGUUGUAAUUAAUUAAAAUAGAAAGGGGCUCUACCCUCUCCCGUCCUUUGAAUUAUGGUGGUAUGUGGCAGGAGAUGGGAAAGUCAUGUGGUGAGUGUCAUGUGUUGAGGUGGCAGGUAUCCAGAACCAUGUUAUUUUACCGUUGUCAACAGUGAAAUGAAUGAUGUUACACACUCUGAUUGAUUUUAACAAUGUUGCCUUUAGAAUUGGGUGGGAAAACACUGUCCUUAAUAUAUAAAACUUAAAAAAACUUUUAAAAAGCUGCUUGUAAUUGUAAACAACAAGCAAAACUUGCAUUUUGUCUGAGAUGUCCGUUCUUCAUGAAGUCCCAUUCAUGUGGUCUGAGUAAUGGGGUGAGAAAUAAGGUUAUAAACAACUGAGUUGCACUUUUUUUUGAGGAACCUUUUGUCUAGUUAAGCAGCAGCAGCAACAACAACUAUGGAAAAUCUGACUUUUGGGUGCAAAACUUUUUUUUUUUUUUAAAUCAACCACAUAGAAAUCAAUACUUGAACUGCAAGAAAAGAUAACGAAGGACAACUGCUGUGAAGCUUCUGAACAGAUUGAGAGGGUAUUGCAAGUGUAUUUGAUCUUAGCAGAAUAUGCACAAGGCUCCAAAAUUGUUCAGCCUGAAGAAGUUUGUAAGGUCAGUAAAACUUUUCUGUGCUAGAAUAGAUCAUGUACAUCUGGCAUGAGAGAGGAUAUGAAGCAAGGUGGAAGUAAAGCAGGAAGCAUUGUUUAGCUUUGUCUUUGAGGUUAUUUCAAGGGUUUGGAUCUAGUGGUAGAGAGGGUGCAGCUACAAGUGAAAUUUAUUAGUCAUCUUCAGCAGCUUGGCAAGAAUUCUGUUGAUCUAGAUUAACUGUUGGUCUAUGACUAAUAACCUGAUGGGUUCAUUGUUGAUCUAGAUUCACUUUUUUUUUUUUUACAACACUGACUAUUUUGCUGUAUUGUUGUGCUAUGUCAGAGAUAUUAUUCAAGAAGGAAGGGAGCCAGUGUGGUGUAGUGGUUAAGAGCGGUGGACUCGUAAUCUGGUGAACCGGGUUCGCGACUCUGCUCCUCCAACAUACAGCUGCUGGGUGGCCUUGGGCUAGUCACACUUCUCUGAAGUCUCUCAGCCUCACUCACCUCACAGAGGGGGAGUUGUGAGGGAGGAAGGGAAAGGAGAUUGUUAGCUGCUUUGAGACUCCUUAGGGUAGUGAUAAAGCGGGAUAUCAAAUCCAAACUCUUCUUAGUGCAAAGGAGUGUGGUAUCAAAAAGAUUUAGGGAUAGGCAUGACUCCAAAUGAGAUGAACUGUGGUCUUAGGCCCCACUACUAUACUGUUUUAGGUAACUAAUGAAGACCUGGACAGCUUUUUGAAAAGGCCUUUGGUUAAUUCUACAAUUUUGCCAGCUCAUUUCUUAUAUUUCUUUGUGCUGCUUGAAUGGUUAUUGUUCUUUUUUUAAAAAAUAAAUAAAUGUCUGUUUUAUUCUUUUGUGUGUUUUUUUUACUGUCUGUUAGCAGCUUAGAGUCUCCUUCAGUAAAUAGGCAGUAUGCAUAAAAAAAAAUUUGAUACUGUACAGGUCACUUCUGACUAGUUUUAUAAAUCAGAGAUUUCAUUUAAGCAAACAAAAAUCUUCUAGCACUCAUGACUUCAGAUAGAAACAGGAAUUCUUCUUGCCAGAAUUUCUGUGUUUUUAAUUGUUCAUAUUUUCAUUUCACAGACGUUAACAAAACUGAUAGAAACACCGGACCUCUCAGUGCCCUGUCGUGAUGCUCUGCUUAAAGUUAUUUCUGUUCUGUUUCUUGAUGAGAGUGUCUUAUUGCCUGAUGCAUUGGUCAAAGAAAUUGUUGAAAAGGUAACAAAAUGUUAGGCUGGACUCGGUUGAAUACUGUAUUAUGAACAUUGCACUUUUGAGCACCUGGUCUGCAAGACUUGAUUCAUACAUUAGCCUUUUCUGUGAGUGAAUAUAUGCAAACAGGCUCACUUUCCCCAUAUAGGUCUUCUGGAAAUAGGAACAAAUCUAUUUUCUUCUGGCAGCCAAUACAGGCAGAUCCAGCUGGGUGUAAAUGCCAGAGUUUCUCUCCUCCCAGCUGAGCAGCUGAACUGCUGGGAUCAAAGUAGUAGUUGGAAGCUAUUUGCCAUAAAAAUCUGAGUCUAUAUCUUGAGAGAGUUUCGUAGGGGAGAGCCAUAGCAAAGUGGCAAGGUUCCCCAGCCCCCUCUGGUGGCAGGACUGCAUAAGAGGUCCGCCUGAGACCUUUAGUUGGAGUAGAUAUUACUGAGUUACUGGCAGAUGUCUGAGUGCAGUUUCAUAUUGUCACACAUAGGUUCAUAUACGCAAGCAGCCUCAUUGACAACUGCAUUUAAAGAGAUGUGCGUGUCUGCAAGUUUUGCAUGAUCAAUGACUAUUUUUCUGUAUGCUAAUGCAGUAAAUACUGGAAAAGACACCACAGAUAAGGUGGUUCCCCAAUUCGUAAGUUUUGUGUCUCAAUUCCCUUUGGGAGCAAACAGAUUUUUGCAGAUUAUCUUUUGGAAUCGGAAUUUCCCAUUGUCCUUCAAAGUAAUCCCAAUGAAUCUGGAACCAGGUCUUUAUUUACUUCAAUUUACUGUUCAUGUUCUUUUUAAUAGAUCUUCAAAGGUGGAUUUGAAAGGCGUUCUCUAUGGGAUUUUUCUAAAGUUAUGUUUCCAAUGGAACAAUUUGAAAAGGUAGGUGAAGUGUUUACCCCUUUUUCAGCAGCUUGAGAACUGCAUCUUAAGGAGGGAGAAGUUAGCGCGAUCCUUGUCUUGUCUUGUCUCCUUCCCUUUCCAGCAAUUUCUUCCCAGUCUCCUUGAGUAUGCUGAGCACUGCAUUUGUGGAGAAGAUGCUCUGGUUCAGGAGGAGGCCUUGGCAGUUCUGGCUAAACUCAUUCUAGAGAAAGCAGAACCUCCCACAGUUGGUUCGAUGGCCUUUGAGAAGUAUCCCUUGGUUUUUAUGGAAUCUGCUAAAGGGUAUGUGACUUGAGCAGUUGCUUUUGAGCUGUAUCUGUGGAAAGGAGCAGGUUGCAAUGUUCUAUUCUGGUCACUUAAGUAUUGAACCAUACUGGAUUCAUAAAACUAUGCUACUUUUAAAUACCAAGGACAAGGGAACGUGUAGACAUCUCCCAUUUCCCUCAACCAGCAUGGAUGGCCCAGUGGUCAGAAAUGAUAGGAGUUGUGGUCCAACAACAUCUGGGAGGCCACAUAUUACUUAUCCCUGCAGGCAGUCUUAUGUAUCUGUUGUAACGGCAUACAAUCUAUUUAAUUUUAGAUUGAAUAGAAGACAGUUGCGAAGUAAAAGAACUGAAGAGAAAGAACAGAAGACUGUUUUGGAUCACAUUCUGUCUUGCAUUCAGAUACCAGAAAACAGAAGCACGGCUGAUCUUUCAAAACCCUGGGCAGCUCUUGUGGUACUUCCUCACAUAAGGUGAAUAUGUGAGGCGCUUACUUACUAACUUGUUUCUAUAAAAGUAGACCACAUGUAGGGUCACUGAUUUGUAAGUCUCUAUCAAAGCAAACAAGUGCAGUUAUUCUUCUCUAUGUUAGGUGCUCAUAGCAAAUGAGCUAGGGGUGUCUACUGUGACAUUGGAAGGAUAUAGAAAUAAAACCCUGCUUUUAUGGAAAGCCCAGAUGGCCUGGAAAAGAAAACUUUUGCAUCUUUCCUCUAAAGAUUCAACACCUUUUUGUGAUAGGAUUUUUAAAAAAAAAAAUUUGGUAGCACAAAGACAGAGGCAGUAACACACCCUAAAACCUAUUGCUGGAACAAAGUGACUGUGCCAAAAGCAAGAAAGAAAGAAAGAAAGAAAGAGACCCAAGAGUUGCAUCCUUUGCAAUACUGCAAACCAUCUUGGGUCACAUCUUGAUUCCACUCGCUGUUUCAUGGCUGUCCCUUGAUAUAUUGCUGACUCAAGCGAUAUUUCUGGCAUUUCCGGUCAGCCCAGUUUUAAGCUGUGGUAAAGGAUUAAUCAAAAUGAACUCUUUUCAAAUCCAAAGAUGUACAGUUAAAAACAACAACAAUGAAAACUUGUUUUGUAUUUCCAUAUCCCAUUAGUAUUCAAGGGCAUUUAUGUAGUGGUUGUUUCUGUUGCCAUGACAACCACUUUUUUGGGGUUGCAGGAUUUUGAAGUAUUGUGGCUAGAGUUUUUUGUGCUUUUGUUUGAGGGGAGGGGGAAGAGUGCCCCAUGUCACUUGGAAUAGUCCUGAAAAUGUUAAUCUUAGUUCACGAAUUGUAGGAUAACUUGAAGAUGGGUGGAAUUUACAGUGAAAGACUGCUAUAUCCACUGAAUCUGUAGAACCAGGUUGUCAGGUAAUUAAUCCCAGUUAGCCAGUGCAGCAAGCUAUAGUUAUUGCCACACCCAAGCUUUGAAAUUCUCUGUCCUUGAGAUCAGUUUUGCUCCCAUCCUUUUUUUGGCCUUCUGCCUUCGUUUGCUACAAGGUUGGCCCAAGAGGCUUUGCUGCCUGAGACAAAGGGCUCCAUGUACAAAAAAACCAGACUGCACUGGCAGCCAUACCUUCCUUCUAUGUUGCAAGCAAGACAGCCUCUCUCAGGUGCAGUGGGUAUUGCUCUGCAAGAGGUGGAAGGCACUUGGCAAAUGGGGUGCUGUUUCCCAGCACUGUGUCAGUGUUCUCCAGCCCUCGGCACCUGCCACUUCAAGGCAGUUGCCUCAUUCUACCUAACAGUAGGGCCAGCCUACUUCUCUGUUUAGAAAAGGCCUCUUAGGACUUUUUUUAAAAUAUUUAUUGCUGUUUUUUUCAACUGUUUAUGUUCCUUGGUCUGCUGUUUUGAUUGACUUGGUGAUUUGCUCUUUGGUUUUUUAAAAAACUUUUUUUAUAUGCAAAGGCGAGGUAUAAAUAUUUUAAAAUAAAUGAAACCUGACUUCAAGCUCAUUCAUAAAGGUGUGCAAGUUCCUUCUCAAGUUGAAAUAGAAAUUGAAGUUUACAUAGCAAUGACUCGAAGUACUGGCCUUACAGUAGGUGUUGGGACCAUUGUUAGGGCCGAAACAGAUCAAAUGGCAAUCACACAAUUAGCCAUUAGACAAGUGCCUUUUAAAAAGUAAAUUUCAGGAGGCUUGAUCUGGAUUGGGAUCCUGCUGUGUGAGUAUAGGAGGUGUUAACCCUUUGCCCCUUCUUGUAGUCACAAGCCAGAGUAGGCCCCUGACACUUGUGGUUUGGAUGGGGGGGUGUGGAGAUUUGCCAUGAUCUAGAUUGGGACUGCAGUGGAAGGGGGACAAAGGAUUAAAGUCCACUACCUCACUUCAAGAUAGCAAACCCCAUGCCUAAAAGUUACAUGAAAGAAGCAAAUAAUGCAGUUGCUAAUUGUGUGAAUGGUGUCAUGGCUAGCUUGAUUACCGUAUUUUUCGCUCUAUAGGAUGCACUUUUUCCUCUCCAAAAAUUAAGGGGAAAUGUGUGUGCGUCCUAUGGAGCAAAUGCAGGCUCCUUGGCUUCAGUGAUAGCAAUGUGAAGCCUCCGAAGCGCAGAGGGAGUUCCUGCUGCGCUCCGGAGGCUUCGGGUUCCUUUUGCUGAAGCCAGAAGAGCAAGACUCUCCUGGCUUCAGCAGAGAGGGAGAGCUGCGCAGCGCUCCUUCAGCCAAGCGGGAGGAGAAAUGGAAGGGGCUCUGUUUCUCCUGCCGCUUCGCUGAAGGGGCGCUAAGCAGAGAGGGGGAGAAUUUUUUUCCCCUGUUCUCCCCCUCUAAAACAAGGUGCGUCCUAUGGUUGAGUGCGUCCUAUAGAGCGAAAAAUACGGUACAUAUGCUUGAAUCAUUCUAGCCCUGGUUAGUCAAGACACAGGGUGUGUUUGUGGGGGCGGGGGCUAAAUCCACUUAUGUGGAAGUAAAUUCCAUUGAAGUUAGUGAGACUUGAGACUUGCUUCUGAGUAAACACACAUAGCAUUUUUCUUUUAUUUAAUUAGUGCUUAAGGAUGCGCAACUUUUUCUAGAUUUUAUCUUCUACACUUCACUGCAGCUGUGUUAAGUUUGUAUCUCUGUAUCUAACAGGCCGCUUGUCAAAGAGAAAAUCCUACCAAAAGUUAAAGGUUACGCUGAGUAUCUCUUCACUGCUCUUGAGACAGGACAGCCUUGCAAAGGUGAGCUGUUUAAAGUAAUUUCUCAUUAUUCUGCAAUGGUCGGUAAAACCAGCAUUCUUUGAAAGUGAAACCGAUCUCUGCAGAAGUCCUCAUUGCAGCUUGUUCAUGGUGCACCAAACCAUUAUUUAGCACUACACGGGAAAGCAGCCAGUCUUUUGCAUUUUGUAUAGACUUUCUAAAAUUAAAGCGCUCCCCAAGGGUGUAGUCAUAAAGUACGGAUUAAUAUAUAACUUAUUCCUGUUUUGUUUUCCCAGGAAGCCUGUUUGUGGUCUGCCAAGCUGUGAGCACACUGCUUAGUUUAGCAGAAUCCUUGGAAAUUCUAGAUCUGUUACCAGUGGAACGCAUAAAGACUUUGUUGAUGUAUGUAAUGGGGAGAUGGAGUUUGCCUUUUAUAUACGGAGCAAUAUGUUGGGCUUGUGUGUGCUUGUUUAAUGCUGUGUUUUCCAAAGUUUAGAGUGCGUGCAUUGGCCAGUAGUAAUCAUUGGGUUGAGGUAUUUCUAACCAUAUUGCCAGAUCAACAGUUUGCUUCAGGUUAAAGACAAAUAACACACACGUUAAGUAUUAAUAUUUUACUUCUCAUCCAUUUUUGCUUAUACAGUGGUACCUCUGGUUGCGAACAGGAUCCGUUCUGGAGGUCCGGCCGCAUCCUGAGGAAUUCUCAACCGGAGGUGCUGCUUCUGCGCAUGUGCGCAGCGCGGUUUAGCGCUUCUGUGCAUGCGCACGGCGCAUAGAAUGCUUCUGCUCAUGCGUGCGCUACAAAACCCGGAAAAAUACUUCCAGGUUUGCCACGUAUGUAUCCUGAAGGAUACGUUACCGGAGGUGAACGCAACUAGGGGUACCACUGUAUUUAAUUAUAUAUUGACUGAUAGUAACGUGCCUCUUUUCCCCAGGGCAUUUCCUUCAGACCCAUCUGCCUUGCUGUUGGCUGAUCUCUAUUGUACAAGAUUGGCAUUGUGUGGGUACUAUAAACAUCUGUCCCAAGAGAGUCUGAUGGAAUUGCUUUUAAAAUUACAAGCCAAUAUUUCAAGCAGUGUAUCCAAGGUAACAUUUAUUUUCUAACAGUUUCUUGCUGAAUGCAUUGUGUUUCCAAACAGUUACUAUUGAGGUAGUAUUCCUUAAUGAAGAAGCUGGUCAGGGAACGUCUGUCAUAGGACUGCAGGCUUCUCCAUCCCCUCAGCUGAGAGACCAGCCGAUUUAGGCUCCUCUUCUCAAUGAACUUCCAUUUCAGCUGGUCGUUCAAAGAAAACGAGUUCGCUUUUUUCCUCCUCCCCCCUCAAUCUCUUUUACUUAUGUGCCACAUGUUUUAGAUUUUAAGGCUAAAAGAUGUUUGUAAGAUAUUUGUAAGUUGUUUUGGGAGCUUAUUCUUGGCUAAGGAGUAGGAGCAAAAUACUUUAUGUAAAUAAAUGAUAAAUUAAUACCUUUCAGUUGCAUCCUUUUCAUUAUACCUGAUUUUGCAGCAUGAAAAAUGUAAUGAAAUCUGAUUUCCCCUUUGAUAGGUACGACUGUUGACAAUAAGGAUUUUAAAUCAUUUCGAUGUCCAGCUUCCUGUGGGGAGUGAGGUAAUAUUUCAUGUAAAAUAAUGCUGUCCGGGUGCUGCCCAAGUAGCUAAGAUUUCACUGGGAGAUAAAACAUUGUAUUGUUUUACUAUUACAUAAUUCGUUGAAUGUUGUUGUGAGGCUCUUCUUUUCUAGGUAAUUUAAGCUUUAGAUCUUCUGCUUACUGAGGGCUUAGUUAGUUAUGCAAAAGUGUAGGAGAAACAUAAGAGUUUUAGACAUUUGUCUUUUUGGAGGGGAGUGGUUGUGAAUAGGAAUGUCUUGAAUUUAAAUGAGGAGUGGUGUAUUUUUCCUGGCUGAAAAUGAUUAUUUGGUGUCACUACAGCUCAGUCGCUGGGUGUGUUGUUGUUUUCUUACUGUCUUGCCAUUUUUGCUGUACAUUUUUUGAUACCAUAUUUAUGUGAAUCUUAAUGCACCAUCAAAUCUAAUGCGCACUUCAGUGUUCAAAACCUUGAAACCAAAAAAGUAUUUGCUAUGUAAGCAGUGUUUUUUAAGCUUGCAGUCAAAUCUAAUGCGCCAUCAAAUCUAAUGCACAGCCUAAUUUUUUGCAACGUAAUUUGGCCAAAAAUGGUGCACAUUAAAUUCGAGUGAAUACAGUAUAUUUGAUCCUCAGCUGACUUCUAACAGCUGUGAGGGAACUCGUAAUAUUCCACGAAGCUUUGUUUUACAUAAAUCUUGUAACACCAGCUGUUUCUUUUGCUUUUGUUAAGGAUAUGGGCGUGGGGGAGCUUCAGUCUGUAUUUGCCAUAUUGCUUCAAGCUGAACUUGUGCCAGCAAGCAUCAAUGAUUAUCGUGAGAAACUGCUCCACCUAAGGAAGCUGAGGCAUGAUGCAGUCCAAUCCCUGACCCCUGCGGGACCUUUACAGGAGGUAAAAUGUCAUUCUUGAAGGACAUGCUACAGCUUUUCCCUUCUUGCUAAACAAGGUCACGUACAGACUGAGUUUCCUUUUGUACUUCAUCAUAAUAGGCUUAACAACAUGUGGGCGUUUUGAUAACUGGUUUCAAGAAAGAAAUUAGCUGUAGUGGCUGAGAUCCAGGUCCUGCGUGUCAUGCACAGAACAAAGGUGGCCCUAUUUUUCUCCUUUGUUUAAGAACAUGGGGGAGCCCCUGUCUAUGUAAAACUGUGGGCAGUGAGUUAUAUUUCUGAAUUGGCUGUUGCUAAACAAAUGAAAACUAUUAAGGGAGAUUUGUUUCUGUUAGCAGCUGUGCUUUUACAGCUGAAGAGGGUUCUGUUUUGUUUUCCUUUUGAAGAAAAACUGGUUUCCCUUUACUGUUCUCCAAGUCUAUUUUUUGCAUUUGUAAAAUAUUAGCUUGUCUUUCUGAUCUGUCCCAAAUGUUGUCUUUAGUCCAUUAGCAUAAUACCAGGAGUCAUAACUGGCCAGAGGCUUGCAGAGGGAGGGUCUGUAUAUUGCACAGACUACAAGGGGUGGGUUUGAUGCAGUGCUUCACUAGAUCUUAGAUGUAAUUCAUGGAGGGGGGAAGCAAGGUCUCCUGGACCCCACCCUCUGACCUCCACACAUUUUCAGAGGAACUUGCACAAUUACAUGUGCAGCCAGGAAACCUGAUGCAAUAGAAUUCCCAAUGGCUAGUGCAAACCUAUGUACUUGCAGCCUGUUUUCACCGUAUGUACUAUUUUUCUUUUUGAAAAGACAGAAUGAUUCCAAUCCCUCUUUGUGUGUUUGUUCUAUGUGUGGAGGGGAAUCGAAAAUACACCUAGUGCGUCUCCAUGCACCGAGCACCUAUUGAAGGCCAGUUCAUGCUUUUCCUUCUUUGCAGUGGCAUCCUAAAGAACUUUGUCACCCACUGCUGUAGGAGGAGACGGAUAAUUCAUUUACAUAUUGUUACAAAACACAAGGGAAUGUGUUUUGGGAAACCAUUUCAGUGAAGCAGGCCAUUGAUAUUGCUCCAGUCUUAAUAUUCUGAGGCUUUUUCUCCUUAGUCACAGUAGAAUGAGAGGAAACUUUUUGAUUUACUAGAACAAUUGAGUUACUAGAACUUUUACAGGGACCAGGUAAAUUAACAGUUUGUAAAUGUUAAAUGGAAAUGUUUGGUUUUGUGAGAAUAAGUACCACUAAUAAAUGUAUUAACGAUGGUUUAAAGAUACAAAAAAAAACCCCAUAUUGAAAUAUUAUCCUAGGUGCCUCUUCGGUAUUUACUGGGAAUGCUUUAUAUCAACUUCAAUCCGUUGUGGGUUCCUGUGAUUGAGCUUAUAGCGUAAGUAUUUCCUCCCACUCCUGAAUAAUAAAAACUGUAUAAACAAAUAAAAUAGAUCUGGGUGAGAUUUCUAUGUGUAUUUUGAUAGGUGGGGAAAUUAAAUUAAUUGCAAGGCAUAUUUCUGGUUGGAUUGCUGAAUGUCCUGUUUUAAAAGUGAAUGGUUUGCAUCUUCAUGCAUUUGGGUCAAAUUCAUUCCUUAUUUUAGAAAAUGUCCUCCCUGCUUCCUAAGGCUUAUAGUGCAAAACAUUUCUGUAUCUUGUUCAUAAAUAUAAGUUUUCAAUGUUCUCAUUUUACACAUUCUUAACUGAACCUGAAGCAGAAUGGGUUGUUGAAGCCCACUAGUAAAGCAAUGGCUGAGUUAAAAUUUGAUUCCAGGCUUCCCAUAUAAUGAAGAGAAUGGCUAUCCCAUAUAGGAGUGUAUAUUUAUGACAGGAAUAGGAGACCUCUGGCCUUCCAGAUUUUGUUUGACUCCAGCUCGCAUCAUCCCUGACCAUUGGCUAUGCUGGCCAGGACUGAAGGGAGUUGGGGCCUAUCAACAUCUGAAGGGCCACUGCUUGAUUUACAAGAUUUAGUCUUCUGCUUUGCAAACAUUUUGCAAAGCACUUUUGGAUUCUCACAUGACCAGAAGGAAGCCCUAUCAACUAAUAUCAGAAAGCUGUAGAUCCUUAAUAGUGUCAGUGAACCAAAUAGGACAGCCUUGUUUUUAUGCGCUAUCUUGGUAGACCUAGCUGACCAAGAUCUGCAAGCAGCAGUGCAUGAUAUUCCAUGCUGGGGAGUGAGUGGGCCGGCAGAGGAGUAAUGGAGUACUUUGGUUUCUAUGCUGGACACAGAGGAGGGAUCAACAGCUCUCUCUUCUAUGCCCAGCUUAGAAAUGCAGUGCUAUAUACUUUCUUUGCCAACUCCUAGUUGACUGGUAUUAUUUUUCUUCCUUUAUGCUAGUAGUAUUUGUAGUUUUAGUUUAUAGGCUGAAGUUGCCCAAUUUUACAUCCCUCCCUUUAUUUUUUUAAAAUUAGCUCUCAUGCAAAUGAAAUGGAAAACAAACAGUUUUGGAAAGUUUACUUCGAACAUUUGGAAAAGGCCGUCAUUUAUGCUGGUAAGAGAAAGCAACUUUAAUGGCUUCAUAAUAGUCAAGCCAAGAUCAGAGCUGCUCAUGAACUAAGUCUAGGGGUUUUUUACUUCAUACAGUUCAGGAGAGUUUUUUUCUCUCUCGUCUCCCACUCCAUUCUCAGCCCCAGAAUGGGAGGUGUUCAAGUGUCUCAAAGUUGUUUCCUCUCUUCCUUUUGCUGCUUUUGUUCUUCCUAAGAAAAGAAACUAGUGGUUUUCACUGGUCCAACUUCAAGGCAUAGAGAGGCUACAUGCAGUGGAGGGAGCAAGGCUUCUCCUUCCUUGACCACUGGCCAUGCUGAUGGUAGUCCCACAGCACCUGGAGGAGACCAUGAUAGCUACCUCUGCUCUAUGCAAAUGUUAUGUGUGCUUGAAGACAUUCAGCAAGCUUUAUACAUGGGGUGAAAAGCUGUGGGUCUCUCAAGGGGCCACAGCUUGUGAGGUGCUGGGGUGAAAGUGCCUCAGCUCCCACGAUAAGAGCUGCUGCAGUUUCACCUGGCAUCUUGCCGGCUGGGGCCAAUGCAGCUUUUUAAAACAUCAUGGUAUAUCGCCAAACCGUGAUGUUUGGCUGGUGAUACUCUGCGUUGUUGAAAAUCCAACAUCGCCCAGCCCUAGGCUCCACUUGUCUUAACUAUACCUGCAUCAGCUUGUUGGAACAUUUUCUAAUAAAUCUGUUCUCUCACUUUUUAAUGACAUACCCUCCAAGAGCAGCGGGGUACUGUAUUAGCUGCAGUGCCUUCAAAACAGUAAAUAGAACUUAAGGCCUUGUACUAAUACAUGAUCAGAAGCUUCUAAAGAGUAAUAAAAUAUAAUUUUAUUUUUGCUUUUUCUCUAGAGAGAGAGCUACAUAAUGAGCUGGAAGAAGAUCAGUGGGACAUUAUGGAUGCUCAAGGAGAAGAAAUCCAUGGAAGAGACGCCAGAACUUUGUAUAUUGAGCAGCUGAAAUGUCAGACAUGCUGCAGUGAGAGGACAGAUCACGCGAAUUUUAGGCUGUUGCUUUGGAAGGCAAUGUCAAAAUUUCCGGACAGAGUGGAGCCCAGGUCUAGAGAACUCUCUCCACUUCUCUUAAGGUUUAUUACGUGAGUAUUUUCACUGAGGGUGGGCCAGAGAGGGAAUAAUUUUUGAGUACUGGUUUUAAAUGCUAUCGAAAGUACCUGUGUAAUUUUUAAGACAACUUCAGGGAUCGCUUUAUAUUUGUGUGCAGACAUGUGCGUUUGUGUGAGUGUGCAUGGGUGUGUGUGUGUAUGUACACUAAUAAUUCUCAAAACUUAGCGAGAAAUUGCCUUAGCCCUAGCCAUGAUCUGCACAUAAUUUCUGGUAAUAAAAUGGUUGGAGAAAAGGGAGGUGGUUUGGGAGGGCAUUCCAGGCAGAGGAAAGAAUAGAACAACAGAAAAUAGAAGGUUCUAGUAACUUCCAUGAGUUGAUGAGAGACAGACAGACAAACAGGGCCUACCUGGUUGGGAGGAGCUGCAACACUAGCUCCCCAACAGGUGUUUUGCUACCACUUAAUGGAAGACAUGAUGGUGAGAGGUCAGUGGGCGAGUGGCAGCAACACACCACCUGGAAAAUAAACACUGUGGCUCUGCGCCACCAGGCAAACAACUUCUGGAAGGAGGCUAUAAAGGUAGCUAAAUGUCAGUAUUAAAUAUAAGCAGUAGGAGCUUGAGGUUGGGGCAUAAAAUAACAGGGAGCCUGUGUGGAGACUUAAGGAGAGGGACGUGUGAGGUAAUCACAACAUGAAAUAUAUAUUUUUACCAAGGCAUUUGAAUAAAUCGAAAAGAGAGAGGCAACAGGCAGGAAGGCCUAUCUAGAAACAGGCUGCAGGAGUUCUAGCCCAGGGGGUGGCAAGGUUUAUCUUGCCUGGGCUGGAUCGGUCCCGCGGAGAUCUCUCUGUGGGCCGGAUUGUGCGUGUGUGUGAGCGAGCGUGCCCGCGAUUUUCAGCAUCUGCAUGUGGGCAGAUGCGAUUUCCGGCACUGAAGAAGCGAAUCCCUGUGCCAUGCUGCGCCGGUUUAGCGCAGCGCGCGAGCGGGCAGCUCAGUUCAGGGGUGGCUCAUGGGCCAGUCAAACGACCUCCACGGGCCGCUUCUGGCCCAUGGGCCUUAGAUUGCUGACCCCUGUUCUAGCCCAUCCCUUUUUUGUUUUCUUGCUUUUCUUUUUACAGCAACGAAUACUAUCCUGCAGAUUCACUAGUAGCUCCAGCACAAGACCUUAGAAAGAAAAGCAGUAGCAGUGUAAAACGAGACCUCACCAUGGAAGGAGAUGCAACAACCAUGAAAGAUGAUGAGAAGGAUGAGGAUGAGAAUGAGGAAGAGAAGGAGACUUCUGAAGAGCCAGUGAUGGAAGAGAUGCCAAAAAAGAAGACUAGAAGAGCUGCAUCAAAGUAAGCUUUACUUAGUUACAGAGAAGGAAAACUUUCUGUCCCACAAAUAUUGGAGAAGAUCAGGUUGGGAAGAGGAGGGCUGGGGUGGUGAAACUUAUAUUCUUCUACAUAGUGUACGUGUAAGGUGAAGAAGAUCACUUUUGAAUGUAAUUUGACUUGUGGUUCUUGCUCCCCCAUGAAUGGCCCAUCAAAAAUUGAAGGUUGAAAGGGGCAGUCCAAGGCUGCUUCCAGAGGGCUUUCAAACAGCUCCAUAAUAUGGCCCACAAACUAUAAAAAGAUCCCCACCUCUUAUGUAACAAGAGAACAUACUAAUCACGCUAUGAAACAAAGAACAAAAGCUCUUUCAGUGAUGGAAAGAUCGCAAAUCAUGAUUGGUUCUGGCUGGUCAUUGCUGUAGUGCUAAAAUUCUGCAUUUGUUGGUUAGAGCAUGGUGCUGAUAACACCAAGGUUGCAGGUUUGAUCCCCGUAAGGGACAGCUGCAUAUUCCUGCAUUGCAGGGGGUUAGACUAGAUGAUUCCUAGGGUUCCUUCCAACACUACAAUUCUUUGAUUCUAUGAUUUUCUGUUGAGAAUUGUAGGCCAGGAUUGAGAGAGUCCGUGUGUGUGUGUGUGUGUGUGUGUGUGAUGCUGUUCUUGAUUGUGACAGAACUCCAGCCUCAAAAAUUCUUGUUCCUCAAUGGAAUUUUUAAAAUACCUAUAUCAGUAACUCAAGAAGUAAAAGAUUUAUGGGCCAAGUGUUAAUGAAUCUUUAGUGAAGGUUGACCCCAGGGUCAUUUCUCUGUCAGUGGCCCUCCACUAUUGUUUAACUUUAGAGCAUAAAUUCUUUACUUUCUGGUGCACAUAGAUUGUGGCAGGUUUAUGACAGAGACAACCAACUCCUGUAUUCUUGAGGGGCUGUUCUAUCCUUGAGAAAAUGGCCUGUUACACAAAGUAACGGCCUCACAAGUAGUAAGUCUUCAUAAUUAACUUGCUGCUAUUUAGCUCUAAAGGUUGUGCUGCAGUUGCAGAGCAAAUGUAUGCAGCCAUAGCAUUAUAUAAACAUAACAAUUUUUCUAUGACGUGCAUAUUCUUUAGAUUCAGGCUGUGUUCACUCAUCAUGAUAAGCAUGAUUUCUGGCUCAUGGUUUUACACUGUUGCACACUGUCUAAUAGGUCCUGUUCCACUCCUCCUUUGGUGGGAGCAGAAGAAAUUAACCAGGAAGCCACAAUUUAGCUUGACUUUACAUUCCAUCUGAACCUGGGACUGGCCACAAUCCAUGUCAGCAACAAGCCGUGGUUUAAGGCUAACUGGAAGUUGCCAUGUACUUGGAUGUAACAGGAGGCCAAGCUUAACAGUGGUUUCCUAGUUGUUCCUCUUGUGCCAGGGGAUGAGUGAAGCAGGAAAGAUUGGUGGUGUACACAACCCUAUUGCUUGAUCAUGGUAAACCAUGGUAAGCCGCAAACCAUGGUUUAUUGUGAUGUGUGAAGAAGUAAAGAUCAUUGGGUGAGGAUAGUAUGAGAAGCUGAGUCAAUUUGUGAAUGGCUAGAAGCUGGGGAUUUGGAUCAAUUCUGCCUACUUUUUAUCACUAGGAUGACUUAUUACAACUUCUCUCCCAAAUUCUCCUCUUCCUCCUUUCAGCAAAGGGAAGAUGAGCUUCUGAGUGAUACACUUGUGUUGAAAACCCUGGUUUUUAUUAGCUUUCAACAGCCUUUGAACAUGCUUCAGUAGACUUACUUCUUUUUCUUUUAAAUCAUUACCGAAAAUCAAAUUUUUUAAUGAUGACUCAGAACAAUUGCUUUCUGCUGUUAACUUCUGUGUUCCAAUUUGUUUUUCAGACAGCUCAUCACCCACUUGCAACUGUUUGCCCAAUUUUCAAAUCCACGUGCAUUGUAUUUAGAAGCAAAAUUGAAUGAAAUAUACACUCAGGUGAAACUUCUGAGCUUCUUUUUAAUUUUGUUUAGAUGUGUGUGUAGUUGUUGUCCUGCAAGGACCAUGCCAAUUUCAAAAUGUUUUGGUAGAACUUGCUAUUUAUCCCUUUUGCAUGCUUGUGCAAAAUAUAUGUUAUCUUUUGAAGCAGUUAAGUUUGCCAAUGUGGUAUUGUGGACGUCAUCCCUGAUUAACCUGCACCAAUGUUUGCUACUAAACUGUCUUUCUGUUGUUGUUCUUGAAAAAUUCUGAAUAAAUGAGUUUCUUAAGCUUUUUAACAGAGUUAAAUUCCUACAAUUGGAAUGAUGGACAAUGUUAAGGAUUAGUGGAAAUUGUGUUCUGUUUAGUAUCUCUGUGUAAGGCCAGGGCUUCUCAAAUUUUCUUACUGUGUUUGUGGAGGGGCUGCUCCCCAAUAAUCAUGUAUUUUAUUAUUUAUUUAUUGCACAAAUAUUACAUACUGCUUGAUUGUAGAAUAAACCUCUUAAGCAUCUUGCAAAAUUAAGGCAAAUGACUGCAGGCAGCUUUGUUUACCGCUCUCCUGUCCUGUUCCUCUUUGUCAGGCCAGCCAAAGGGAUGAAGUGUGACUGGGCACAAGAUCAAUCUCAGAAAAAUAAAAGCCUAUGGGGAGAGGGGAUUUACUAAAGCAAUAUAAGUUGGAAUCUGGCCUAUGUGUGCUUUCUUCUGACUUAUUUCUUCUAAAACAUUAUCUUCAGCUGCUGUCUCAUCAAGACCAGAGUGUGCAAAAAGUAGCUCUUGACUGUAUCAUGACUUACAAGCAUCCACACUUACUGCCAUACCGGUAAGAAGUUCUAUGGGUGGGAUUCAGUGGAUAUUGCUCUGCUGAUGGAAGACAUUAGCUCCUCCCUCUUAGCUCCCCAAAUUCUGCUCCAGGGGUUCCUCAAUCCUCUGGAGCUGGUGGGGAGACAGAGUGAUGCAAGAAGGGCAGGGGAGGAGUUGCUGGGAAUUCUUUCCAUCCCUGUUGCGUUAAUGGAUGCCUCCAGUUGGUGGAGGAACUCUCGCUAGAUUGCAUCCUCAGUUUGAUUUGGCUGUUUGUUUUGCUUCAGCCAUCAUAUAGGAAGAAUAUAUCAUGGCCAGAGCAAAUGGUGCGUAAGUGUUCACACAUGCAUGUUCUUGACAGGCGCUCUCUUCGCCAAGCAUAAACGUAAUUUGUUUCUAGGAUCUGUGCCUUUGUUUUCUAAGAUAUUGCGUAGAGAAUCUUUUUCUUAAUCUUGCAUUAUCUACUUACAGGGAGAACUUGGAACGGCUGCUGGAAGACAAGAGCUUUAAGGAAGAAAUAGUUCAUUUCAGCAUUUCUGAAGAAAACACCACAGUAAAGGCACUGCACCGGCCAGAGCUUGUUCCUGUUCUAAUGAGGUUAAGGCGCUUCUGUAUAUUAACUUAGACAUCAAGUCUGUAUAGGUUCCUUAUGGGUCUUUACAAAUGAAAUAUGACAAUGUAUGGGCCUACUUCAACAGGAAGAUGGUUGGAUUUUUUGACCUGCUUCUCAGGUUUCACUGUGAAUUCCAAAUACUCUAUGGGUUACUUAAGCCACUUUUUUGUGUGUGUGUGGAAAACUGUCUUCUGUAAGUUAAGUGAGUCCUUAUUCAUUGGAGUUCUUCCAAAUGGUUAAGAAACUUUCCAAUCAAGUCACUGGGAAAUUGCGUCAGUAAUUAUCUUGGUUGGGAGCCAGAGUGGUGUCCCGAACUAGGGCUAGGGAGGUCUGGAUUCAAAUACCAAGUCUGUCAUGAAGUUCAUUGGGUAGCCUUGGGCCAGUCAUCACCAGCUGGUUUCACUUACCUCACAGGGUUGCUGGGAGGGUAGGACAGGCAAAAAUCAAAACUAAAUGGCGGGAGCGUGUGGGUUAUGAUAGCUCUCAUUUUGCAGCCAAAAUUAUGAUUGCAAUUCUGGCAGCUUGGAAGCAUUCUCUAAGUCUGUGUAAUAGUUCUUUUCUAUGUAAGAAAAGAAAAGGUCAACAGGUCCAAUGGACCAAGUCUUCUGUAUGCAGGCUGGUAACCUGUGAAAAUAAUAAUAACUUUAUUUUUGGUAUUGGAAGGAUUCUGUAUGGACGGAUGAGAAAUAAAACUGGAAGCAAAACACAGGGGAAGUCAGCCGCUGGGACACGCAUGGCUAUUGUAUUGAGAUUCCUUGCUGGCUCACUGCCUGAAGAGAUUAGGAUGUUCCUGGAUCUACUAUUUGAGCCUGUGAAGCACUUUGGCAAUGGUAUGGCUUGUACACGAGAAACUUUUUAUCUAAUGGCGAACGUGGCUAGUAAGAGCCCAACAGGAUCAAAGCUAGGAAGGGCCCAAUAGUAAAGGAGUACGCUAGGUGACGAUACACUGCAAUAUUUUGUUGCUUCUUUGUAGCUUAUAGCCUGAACUGUAAAAUACAGUGUUUUGUUGCAUGUCUAACUUGCUUCGGUGUUAAAACCAUGUAUCUGGGCAUCAUGCGUGAUAAUGAAGCUGCUUUGAGAGUUGAAUUGAGAGUUUUAAGGAGAAUGGAUUGCUGAUUUUGAUUGGAAAAUUAGGGGGGAAAUUGGGAGAUGAUUCCUCGGGCAGCUGAUUUAUUUGCUAUAUUUGUUUUGGGUGGUUCUUGAGAAUAUUUUAAUCCGGUUCAAAUCUUUGCAAUGGGAUGAGUUCGCUUUGCUCCGUCUCAGCUUCUGCCAGCCUAGGAGUUCAAAAGCACACUAGUGCAAGUAGAUAAAUAGGUACUGCUGCGGUGAGAAGGUAAACAGCGUUUCCGUGCGCUCUGGUUUUCAUCACGGUGUUCCAUUGCACCAGAAGCAGCUUAGUCAAGCUGUCUGUGGACAAACACCAGCUCCCUCGGCCUGAAAGUGAGAUGAGCGCUGCAACCCUAUAGUCACCUUUGACUGGACUUAACUGUCCAGGGGUCCUUUACCUUUACCUUUUACACAUAGAGUCUGCAUUACAUUGAACUGUGAUCUCUUUUGUCUUAAGUGUGUUUUUUUGCCACUGAACAUUCCUUGUGACCCUAUUUUUACAUUUAGUAAUAGUGGGGAACAUUAGUUCUUCAUCUUGUUUGUGAAAACCUAAAAUCCCUUAAAGUGCAAUACUCUAAAUGCUUACUUGAGUGUAAGCAGCACUAUGUUUAGUGGGAUUUAGCUCCCAAGGGCAAAACACAUCCAUUAAGGGGUCAUUCUAAUUUUUGCCCUCUAAACCAUAUGUUGCUUCUGCUGCUUUUCCCUAGAAUUUGCUUCUUAAAAUUGGGUAUAGCAUUGCAACAGAAGCCUAGGCAUUAUUGAUUUGCUAAUUUCUGUAUCUUUAGGAGUGGGAUAGUCCAUCUUGAAAUGCACCUACCAAAACUGAACAGUACCUUCAAUCUCUGUAGCAUUAUUACCAAGAUGAUACUAUUGUUGCCACCUCCCACCCACCCCACUUCUCCUUUUUGCUUUUGGUAGGAGAUUGCCUCUCUGCAGUGCUCCAGGCAGUGGAAGAACUCGAUUUAUCUCGAGUCUUGCCUCUGGGUCGGCAGCAUAGCCUUUUCAACAGCCUGGAAGUAGUACUGAAAAACAUGGGGCAUCUGAUCAGCCAGUACCUGCCCGAGAUUUUGCAGAUUUUACUUUGCAUGAUGGCAACAGUAUCCCACAUUCUUCAGGAACGGGAAAAGGUGAGAAAUUUGCUCCUGUGUAUGCGUUCUGUUCUGUUUCUGAUGAGAAGCCCAUGGGGCAUGAUAGAGCAAGGCACGUUGCUCAUUUCAGGACCAAGGAGAGUUCCUCAUGAACAAUUUUCUCUGACCACGCUUAGUCUUUUAUGCUUUGACGUCCACUGGCAUUAAUGCAGAUUUUAACCAAUUAAUUGUAUACCUUAAAAUUCUAUCAGUUGUUAUUAAUUCUGACAUAAAUACUAGUUAAGAGUAAUAAAUAAUCUGCAUGUAAAGCUAAUUUAAAUUCCACUUGCUCGUAAACGAAACCAUAAAUCGCCCUAUUCUGUUCCAGUUGCCCAUACCGGUGGUUCCAAAUAUAAAUCAAAUAUUCAUGAGAUAGAGGGCAAUCCUGUAUUUUACCUCCCUCCAAACUAAAAGAAUAUGAAAGGAUUUCAUUUGUCCUUAAAUGCAAUUGAGGAGAGAGGUAUAAAAUUCCAGUUCUCCUUCACUGCUCCUGCUGCUGCCCUGUUGUGUACAAAACAAGCCGGAGUUUGGCUUGUGUCAUUUGAAGCUGGGCUUGUGGUUUGUAACCAAGGUUUAUGUUGGGCUUAAUACGUGGGGCUUGUUUGGAGAGAAACAUACCAUGAGACUGGGUCUGGCCAGUGCAACAAGCCAAGCUCUGGUUUAUUUCAGCCACAGCAUGAUGGCAGCAGGAGUGGGAAAGGAUUACCAUGGAAAUUUUUGAGUAAUGUGCACCUGCAUGUUGCUUUUUGACAUCAGACUAUAGUUUGGCUUAAUGUGACUUGCAAGUCCGCCAUUGCCUCUUACUGUAGCCAGGAAGUUCAAAAAGAGCAACACCCAGAAAAGUCACAGUGCAAGAUCUGAUGUACAAUAUUGCGCUCCAUGGACAUGCAGACUUUCAGACUGAGCUCAAAGCAAUCAUUUUGACAGCAGUGUUGCUGAAGUUCAUGGUAAUUAGUUUUGCACAUGAAGUUAUUCACUAACUCUUGAGACGAAAAGCUGUAAUUCAGUAACUCCAGGCUUCACAAAUAUUUUUUUCAGCGUUGCCAUUUGUUAAACUCAAUUUAACACUUCAUUAUCUAGUGAGGAAAUAAAUGCCAAUUAAGAGCCUCAUUUAUAUUCUACUGGGUCUUUUUCAAAACACAUUAGUCAUUUAUUGCCUACUAAUACUACUGUCUGUGUUAAAUGUUAACUUUGUAUAGUUAUAAAUGGAGGUGUGGGGUUACUAUUUCCUACAGUUCUCAUUUGGGGUAGAUUUUUUUUUCUUGUGGACACAGGGCUAGCUAACAAAUUGCCACUUGAGGUUAAGAUGCUUCCUCGCCAUGCAGAUCUCACAUAGAGAAACUAGCCAGGCUGGCUGUUGAAUCUUACAUUCGUACUCAUGGUGGUCUCCACUUUCAGCACCUGCUGCUUGAGGCAGCUAUCUCACACCGCCUAGCUUUCAGGCUGGCCCUAGGUGGGCUUGUCAUCUCCAGCAUGCUUGCUUUUCGCUCUCGUGCUAUGCAAACAGAUCUCAAUAUCUUUAUUUGCUGUGCAAUAUAUCUAUGGACUUUAAAAAUGUAUUGGGGUUUUUUUUGGGCUAUUAUUUCUUUUCUGCUCUUACGUUAUAAACCAUUCUGUGAUCUUUGGAUUAAAGUUCUUUAUAUAAAUUUACAUUAAUACUCCAGAGACAUGCAGCAUUAGUGUAACUCGGACAGAGGCAAUGCAGACAUAUGGGUACUGCUUGCAGUUCAGAGGACACAUUCAGUAACUAGUCUUUUAAAUCUUAGGUGGUAAAGAAUAACUGCCCUUUAAAUGUUUUGCUUAAGAAGAAGAAGAAAAAAGACCCUCACAGGAUUGUUAUGAUUUGUUUUGCAGAUUCAACUCAAAUUAAUUAACCCACUGAAAAAUUUGAGGCGGCUUGGACUUAAACUUAUAGCAGACUUUUUCUCUGACUUCAAAACGUACAACUUUAGUGUGGAAGAGAUUGAUGCAGUUUUUCAUGCGGUGGUUUGGCCCCAGGUAAGGGCAUCGUGAAGGUGGAGAGUUGCUUGCUUUCCUUUACUUAGGCACAUGUCUCAAGUGUCCUCUGGCAUCUUCCAAACUGCACAAAUGACUUGCUUUGGAGUGAAAGCGGUAUUUGGGUCAAAGGACAGAGGGCAUGCUAGGAACAAAAUAUCUAAUUUUAUUAGAGUGGCUGGGAAAACCCAGCCAGGUGGGCAGGGUAUAAAUUAUUAUUAUUAAUAAUAAUAAUAAUAAUAAUAAUAAUAAUAAUAAUAAUCAGUGUAUCCACUCAAGCUACAGUCCAGAAGUAUGUAAAUUUAAUCCAAGUACAAUGUAAACUGGGUUUGUCCUUUCAUAAACAGCACGAGUUUUAUUGAAUUUAAAGGCUUUUGUCUAUAUCAUCUCCACAAAACUUGAAUGUGACGUCAUGUUUAUAGUUGACAAAUGUAAAGUUUCAAUUUUGUUGGGUGAGAUUAUCAUGUUCCUAAGUCAAUGCCACAUCUUUGUUGGGAGAAACUGUGUCACUGAGUGGCACCCGCCACUCGUCUCUCUCUCUGUUACCAUACUGUGGCAGUGUGCGUGCCACAACAGCUAGACCUACUGCCUGAGGUCCAAGGGAGUGGGAACAGAUCUGCCAUGCAUGACAGGAGCCCUCUCAUGCCACAACAGUCUUAAGGUCGUGGAAGCUGUCACCCAUCUACACUGCAGUAACUCUUUGGUCAAGCCUCACAAAUAUAAUGAAACAUAAAGCAAAUAUUGGAUACUUCUUUUUAGAUAAAACUAGGAAGAAGUCUCCUGUGAGCAUGUGCUGGCUCACCUCUAAGUAUGUAACAGGAAAAAAUGAUGGUUCCUUCAGACUAUAACCUUUCUUCACUAGUCUACCUGUCUCAGGUACUUGGAGAUGGUCCCUUUAAUGCUAGACUGCCUUAGCUGUGGUGGGUGUAGAGAAGCCAUAACGGCAACAUUCAUGGCUCCACUCAUCAUUAGCAGUUUUGUUCUUGAUGUUAGUGGAGGCAGAAAUACCUGGCUUAGCUCUUAGUGUUGUGGUGAAAGGAAGAUAAAUGCAAACAGUAAAUUGUUCCUUCAGAAGCAAAUCGUGAGUAUACUAAUGCUUCUUCUUUUGCAAACAUCUCUACCAAGACAGCCUCAAUAUUUUGCCCCGAUUUUAUUUUCUCCUGUUUUGUUCCCUCAGAUCCUCAGGUUGGCCUCUGAGAGCCAAUAUUCUCCUACUCUCUUACUCAAAAUCAUUCACAUAUGGAGCAGAAGCCCCAGGUAAAUUACUUUCUUCUUAAUGAAACAGUGGAUCGUGGUAUAACUUUACUAUACUGCUACUCAGGUGUGUGUGUGUAUAUAUGUAUCUAUGUGUAUAUAUAUAAGUCAGCUGCACUUUUAAUCUAAAGUUUAUGUUGGUUGUUUAUAGGGACCAUAUACACAGGUACAGUGAUAAGCACACAUCUUGUUUAUUUAACACAAUUUAUAUACUGGUAAAUUGAUGAUGGUAUCCUCUUGACAUUUUCAUUUUCAAGUUAGCAUUACGGCUGACUUGGAAUGGGGCAAGGGGCAUGUUCUCUGCAAAUGUUUCAGGCCCUGAAAUACUCACCUCCACCUGUUGUCCUCCUCCUCCUUUUGACAAUUUUUGAGACUCUGAACAGUGAAGAAGAAGAAAAAGGCUGGGAGUUGUAGGAACGUAAGAGAAACAUAACAAGGACAAUUCUGGAGUUUCACCUGCUUUGGUUCCUACUGUGACCUUAUGGAACAUUCCUUCAAACUUGUGAAAGAGGCAUCUCUACUCCCCACUCCCCAGCUUUUGAACUUGAGGAGAGUCUGCUGGAUCCUUUUUCUGGAUCACUGACUUAGGCCUUACCUGUUGGGAGCUUCAUUCUAAUGUUGUCACUAGUCAUUUUGCUAGAGUUAGAUAUUGCUACAUCAGUAUUUUUCUGCCUGUUUGUUGCCUUUCCCUCAGGUAUUUCCCUUUGCUGGCCAAGCAAAUGCCAGGACAUCCAGAAUAUGAUGUGUUAUCCAAUGUGUUUGCUCUGCUUUCGGCCAAAAGCUUGUGUGAGGCAACGGCUGGUGUUGUGAUGGAUGUGGCUGACAGUCUUCUAAACACUCCUGACUUGGAGCCCGAUGACGAUAUUUGCAGCUUGACAGUGACAGAUUGUGUCUUCCAAGAAGUUGAUGAAACGACAGAAGGUACGGGUGGUUAGGCGCCCGAAUCUAUUGCAAGUGAAUAUUUUCGAAACUGCUUGUUCCAUUUUGCUUGUGUGCUAGAAAUAGAAACAAAUUUGUGAAAGAAAAUAUUCUCAGCACCUACUAGACGGUGCAUUGUAGUUAUGUUCUGUAGACUUCUUAUAGUUUCAUUUUUACUGGUUUUUAUUGCCUCCCUUAGAAGUACAUGUAUUAAAGGGUGAGAUGGAAAUUCAUUUGUAAAAACUCAUAAUAAAUAAAUGGGUUGUUGGCGGGGCAGAGUGACUUUCAUUGAGAGCUGCAUUACCAACUUCUCUCAUGGUGUGUCUCGUGUUUUUCCUCCCAAUGUUCCCAGUAUUGUUUCACACAGAUUCUCACUGGGUAUGUUCUCUGCCCUACCCUCAAAACUAGGUAUCACUUGUAAUUGAUUUCAGUUUGUAGUUUGGGCCUAUAACAGUCAACAGUUGAAGAGCCCUCUUAUACUAGUAAUUUGAUCUCCAGAUUUAGCUUUCACUUCAUCCUUAGAGCAGAAGGUGCAAUGGCACCCAAUGGCCAUUGUACAGGUCAGUCUAGACUAAAUGCUGGUUUUUGUGAAUUCCGGCGCAGUAUUCCGUUCAUAGGCCUGUCUGUCAGAAAAGGAAUGGAGCAAUUCUGUAGCUCACACCCAAAAGGUUCCUUUCCUCUGUUUCUUUCUUAAAGCAUUUCUAUCCCACCUUUCAGUAAUAAAAUCACCAAAGUAACUUAACAUCACUUAAAGCACUCAAAUAGAAUAAUAAAAGAGCAGUAAAAGAGCAGGGCAUAGGGACAGCUGAUAACAGCACUAAAACCAUAGAAAAGCAUGGGGACAUGAAAACUGUAUUCACAUACAAAAACCAUCAGGCAACCACAUAAGGGAAGGGAGCUUUACAGCUGAGGUGUUGCAGCCACAGAGCUGGGUUUCCAAUGAACAGGAGUUCUGAUGGAAAGGGUAUAUUGUCCCAGAGAAACAGAACCAACAGAAACUCCUAGCACUUGAGAUAAAAGAUGGGCCUUUAUUAAAAGUGUUACAUUGUGGUAAAGGACAGUGCACAGGUAUUUGUUUGGUUUUUUUCCCCAGACACCUGUUUAUAUCCUGGCUUGAAGGAUCUCUGUCAGUUUUCAGCUUGCUUGAGAUAACAGAUCCACUUCAAGAGCAAUGACCAGCAAAUAUUAUUGACUAGUGUGUUUUUGAGCAGCAAACAUAUACAUUUCAUGUUGGCUAAAUAAUUUAAAUUAAAGCAUUGUUCAGUAACUGGAUAGCAAGUUCCCUUGUCUCCUAAUUAAUCCCUUUAGUAGCAACUUCUACUACAUUCAGCGGUUUCCCAGGAAAUGUGCUAGUUUCCAAACCAAUAUUUUCCCACGUUUAGCCAUAAUGAUAGUAUUUCUGGGAGCCGUAUAGUAAUAUCUGUUAACAAGCUGCAUUUUUAGUUGUCAGACAUUUUAUUAUGGCAUAUAGGUUAUUGUUGGCUGAUAUAAACUCCUAUUUCAUCAGGUUAGCCAAGUCAGGAGGUCUUUUCAUAUAAAAUAUAAUAUGAAGAUAUGGCCAGCUUGCCCGUCUCUUUGAUGUCGUUCCAUCAUCAUGUGCAGGCUUGUGGAAAUUGCUUCCACUCAGGGACACACAAACACACCACUUGGUGCCACAUCCCAUCAGCAGGAUCCCUCCAUCCUUGGGAGAAGCUCCUGGGUGGGCUGCUGGGAGAAAGGGCAGGGAGGAAAGAGGACUUCCACCUGCCCACUUUAGUGCACUGGAAUCUCUGGAUUCAACUCACUGCAUUUUUUUUAUUAUUUCUGUUACCUGCUUUGGGUAGUAUAUGCAGAAAAGUGGGAUAUAAAUGGAAAUAACCCCAGAACAAUUGUUAUACUGUUUGUGAGGAAUUGGAUGAUAUUCUUUAGUUUUUCUGCUUGGAGUACUUAACAUCUCUGAAUGGUAAAUAAACUCACUAUCUCCCUUGCAGAUGUUCCCACCACAGGUGUGAAGCUGAUUCUCCCCCAUGUGCCUGCAAUCCUUCAGUAUCUCAGCAAAACUAUGUUCAGUGUGGACAAGAUGAAGAAGAAGAAGUACAGAGCACAAGUCAGCAAAGAACUAAACAUCCUUUCAAAGUAAAUAGUUCCUUGGUACUGCUAAGAGUACUGAUUUAUAUAGGGUCCCUUAAAUUUUUACUAUAUAUGUAUAUAUAUAUAUAGGGGGGGAGGAGUAAAUUUACAUACAGUGGUACCUCCGGUUACGAACAGGAUCCGUUCCGGACGUCUGGCCGCAUCCCAAGGAAUUCGCAACCGGAGGACUGCUUCUGUGCAUGUGCGCAGUGUGGUUUAGUCCAUGCAUGCGUGGCGAAACCUGGAAAAAUACUUCCGGGUUUGCCGCAUUUGCAUCCUGAAGUUUAUGUAUCCAGAGGGAUACGUAAGUGGAGGUAUGAAUGUACUCGCCGCUCACAUAAAACCUCAAGGAGGUGCACAAAGUAAAAUACCAUAAAGCAGUAUAAAAAUAAUCGUUAAAAAUGAUGGGUUCCUUUUAAAACAGGAAAUUAAACAACCGAAUAGACUUGUGAACAAAAAAUGUUUUCAAGAGAACCACCUGCAAGAGGCUGUCAGGAAGCUUGAGCUUUCAGGGUGGCGCUUUUUGUUGGGAGUUCACUCUGGAAGCUAUUGUAUGUAUUUCAGGCAUGGGAGGCCCUGAAUCUAAGUUUCUUGGCUCCAUGUAACUCGUAUGCAGCCUCCUCCGGGCAUGUCACCAUAGCAUAUGCCUUAUAAGGGAUCAGACUGUUCUGACUGGAUGUCUAGCCCAGUAUUGUCCACUCUGAUUGGCAGCACCUUGGACAGGAAUCUUCUGAUCCAUUCUGUGCUGGGAAUCACAAACUCUUAAUUCAUAUAUGUGUAGUUUACCUAUACACUGAUAGGUAUGCAGUAUAUACCUCUUCUUCAACUUGCAGUUGUCCAUAUUCAUUUGUGUGAAGUCAUGUGUGGACCAGAAUUUUAUUAAUGCAUUCAUGUGCCCUUUUGUAAGCAGAACAUCAGCAGCAGUUUACAUUAACAGAUGAUUAUAUUAUAGGCAAUUGAAUCGUGAUGUUGCGGUUAUAUCGGUGCAAGGCUAACCUCUUGCUUCUGUUGAAUAUAGAAUUAGCAAGUUUAUAAAGGACAAGAGUCAGAGCUCCAUCCUGAUUGGUCUCCUCCUCCCUUUCCUCCACCAGAGUAACAUGGUGCAGGUAGGCUUUGUUAUUUAUGCCUGUGGGAAGUCACAUUUCCUUUCAAGUUUGGCUGUUUUUUGGUGAACUUCUAAACUAUUUUUCCAGGUUAUCAUGAUCUGCUGCUAACUUGUUUGGGUCACUGUUAUUCAAUGUGCUCUGCUGUGCCUUUGGGAUCCCACUAUAUAUAUAUAUAUAUAUAUAUAUAUAUAUAUAUAUAUAUAUAUAUAUCAGUGUGUAUAUAUAUAUAUAUAUAUAUAUAUAUAUAUAUAUAUAUCAGUAUAUAUAUAUAUAUAUAUAUAUAUAUAUAUAUAUAUAUGUAUAUAUAAAAGAGCAAGUAUAAUGGAGUGGUUUAAAAAAAAAAGUUUGAAAGUGGGAUGUCCCUGGUUCAGAUUUCAGUUAACCUAUGUUCUCGGUGCAAACCACUUCCCAUGUUAGGAUGCCAGGCUAAUCCUGGGAUGAGGAAGCUGUGGGACUCCUGAUGUCAUUGGGCUCCAACUCCCAUCAGCCCCAGCAAGCAUGACCAGUGGUCAGGGAUGAUGGCAAUUGUAGUAUAGCAACAUCUGGAGGGCUACAGGCUAGGCAUCACCGUUCUGAAACAUAGUUGAGUAUAAAACGAACAAACCAGGGUGAGCCUUGGGCUUGCACAGUUCCCUUUCCUUCUCUGUAGCCAGGAGGAGUUUAAAAGCUUCACUUUUGCGUAAUCGUUAUCCCCCCCCCCAAUCUAAACCAAUAAACUGUAGUUAAUAUUAGCUGUGGUUUGAUUGAAACAAGCCAAGUUGCAGUCAUGGUAUAUGCAUUGAUUAAGCAAAAGCAGCAAAAUGAGCUUCUGAAGUGCUCCUCCUGCCUAUGGGGCAGGAAGAGAGGGGAGGGGAAACAUGCAAGGACAAGGCUUGUUGUGUCUUGUUCAGGCUUACUGAUAAUUGUGCUAUGCUGUAGUUUAGUCUAUAUACAGAGCAGGGUUCUUUUUUUCAAGUAUUUUGCAUUUGGAAAUAUGUAAGUUUCUUCUUGAUUAAUAUACUUAUAACUAAAUCUCUCUUGACAAUGCUGAACUGGAUUGUAUUAUGUUAUUUUUCAGUGUAAGUGAGGAAUUCUGUCAUGAUUGAUCUGUUUUUUUUCCAGGAUACUGAGAUUGACAUCCUGGAAACGGUACAAAAUCUACUGAAGCAUUGCUUGAAUCCAGCAAGUUUCCUCAAACCAUUGGCAAAAUUGUUUUCUGUUGUUCAGAACAAAUUGUCUCGUCAGACGCUCUGCAUGGUUUUUGAGGUACUGAAUACAGUAGUAGCACAUUUAUAGCAUUUUUGUUAGCGAUUGCUCAACACUACAGUGGUGCCCCGCAAGACGAAUGCCUCGCAAGACGAAAAACUCGCUAGACGAAAGAGUUUUCCGUUUUUUGAGUCGUUCCGCAGGACGAAUUUCCGUAUGAGCUUGCUUCGCAAGACGAAACGUCUUGCGAGUUCUUGCGAGUUUGUUUCCUUUUUCUUAAAGCCGCUAAGCCGUUAAAAGCCGCUAAGCCGUUAAUAGCCGCUAAGCCACUAAUAGCCGUGCUUCGCAAGACGAAAAAACCGCAAGACGAAGAGACUCGCGGAACGGAUUAAUUUCGUCUUGCGAGGCACCACUGUAUUUUGGUUGUGAGGUGAACCUGAUCCAUAAUGAUUUCUCUGAGUGUCCAUUUCAAGCUAUGACCCUGCCAUGCUCUUGGGGAUGUCAUUGGGAUCAUUGAGGUCUUCCCAGUCCCAAAUGCCUCUGCAGUCCCUUGAGAGGCUAUCCAAUCCCUUUCCCCUGACUGCUUCCUUUUUUCUUAGUGGUUGGGCAAUGGACUUUCAAAAUGGCCUCCUGAGCCUCCAGGAACUGUGGGAAAUGUAGUGGAUGGUGAUGAGUUCUAAAACUCAAAAUGUUAUGAGUGGAUAAUGGAAGAGCUGGUUAGAUUCUAGUCAAAUACAUACAAAGUGUGGUACGCUGGAAAGAAAGAAUGGGGCAUCUGAAUUUUGAAUACUGUGGCCACUUCUGGUUGUCCUGUUUUUUUUUAAAGUGAAAUGUAGAACUGGAGAAUGUUCAGAGAAAAGCGCUGUUAAUGUGACAGUAGAUGAUACAUGUGUGAAAUAAUUCUAGGUUUGUUAAGUUUGCCUUUUUAUUAUUUUUCCAUUUUUUAUAGACUUUAUCAGAUUUGGACAGCAAUCUAAAAUACAUUACAGAUACAGUUAAGGUAUGUAAUGUUUCACCUGAUUUACUUCUAAGAAAUUUUCUGUCAUCAUUUUGAUUUUUAUAUCUUUAUUAAACCUCUUGCCCUUUGUAGCUGAAUGCUUUUGAUCCACGUCAUCUUGAUGAUAUAAAUUUCGACAUUCGCUUGUCAGCAUUUCAAGACAUCACUUCUCAUAUCAAGGCAAUGAAAACAGUGGAUGUUGACUACCUUAUUCCAGUAAUGCAUAACUGUUUCUAUACAAUACAGGUGAGCCCAUGCCCACGUGGAAAAGAUCUGUCCUUUAUGGUAGAGCUCCUGGAAAUGUAUUCUCUUUUUUUAAAAAAAAAUAUUUUGAUCAUUUGGGGAACUGAAAAAUACAUUUAUCUUCAUAUCUUUCCCCUUAUACCAUCAAUGAGAUUAAAAAUUCCUGCUUUAUUAUUUAGUAAAAAAAAAAUUAGAAUAUUCCUUUUGAACCCAGAAGGCACCUCCGCGAAAGUUAUGCAUGUUUGCAAAACAGCCAUAAGCUAUUUUAGGUGAGCAUUAUAAUUACCUUUUGGAUGCUAUAUGAGGAAAUACCUGCAGCAGCAUAUAUCUCAAGAGAGGUAAGAGAGUUAAGGAAGAACCAAAAAUAAUCUUACAUCUAAGAUGGCGGCAGCUUUCAGAAUCUCUGCUUGUUCCAUUGCCUCAGCCUGAUGCUCAUCGAUUCUCCCCACCCUCCUAGUAUCUCCCCCCCAAGGGCCACAAAUUGGCUUUUUCUGAGGGUCCCCAGGGGCUUAAGAAAAUACAUUUUGACAGUAUUAGGGGACAGCAUAGGAAAUCCCUGUUUGUGUGGACUUUGGCUGUGUUUUAAAAGAUAGUAAGCACGUGGGUUAUCAUUGCCAGCUCUAAAAUGACAAAAAAAGUCUUUUACUUCACAGAAAAAUAUGACUAUGUGAUUGAUUCAUAGUGAGCUUCGUAACAAUUUUAUGGUACUUUUUACAUAUGGCUUGCAAAUAUUUAAAGCUUCCAGGUCUAUUGCUCCCAUUACAACUGCUCUGAGUUGUUGUCGGGGGAGCUGGUUUAUGUUUUAUCAGUUAUUAUAUUCACGCGUAUUUCUGAGUCUUUUUUAAUCUACGGUUUCAGGGUCAUCUCUUGUAAUCUCAGCUGCCAUAAUCUUUUUCUUUCUUUAGUUAGGAGAGAUGUCUCUAAGUGACAGUGCCAUCCUCUGUCUGAAUGCUAUUAUCAACCUAUUUGCUGAAAUCAGUCAUGCAGAAGAGGAAUACAAGGAAAUCAUUCAGCACACUCUUCUAGAAGCUUUGAGAAAAGGGCUGAAGAACAAGACUGAGGUAAAAAGCUGGUUGUUAUUUUUAAUUAUAUGCUGUUUAAUGCCAAAAUAGGCUUCUUGGUGAUUUAUAGAAUAUAAAACCCAGUUAUAUAACACGAUUGAAGUAUUCCAUAAUUCCAUUUCCCAUGAAACAACUCCAUUAAAACGCAACAAUUAAAACAUGAAACUCUGGUCAAGAGAUCAAGGGAAUGCCUGUGUGGACAGGUGCAUCUUCAGCACCUGUUGGGAUGCCUCUCAUAUUUCAGCAGAGAGUGUGUUCCAUUGGUGGAAAAGCCCACCUCCACAUCACCACAAGCCGAUAAUCAUCAAGCCGACUGUUGUCUGACUGCUGUUACAUUUCAGGAGGAAACAUUACUGUGAAAGAGAAUUGUACAAGUGAUGCCCUAUUCUAGUAUUUUGAAAUGAGACAGGGCCGUGGGCAGGCUUCUCAUUCAACAAAGCACCCAAUGUGGCUAAUGAUAAGAUGCAAAUAUUUUAAAAAGCAUAAACAAAAUGCUUCUGUAUUGUUUCUAUAAUUCUACCUUCAUUCCUUCCUUGCUCAGUGUGUUUACUCCAGCCCAACAUGUUGACGAGUCCAAAAUAUGGCAAAUAAGCUAAAUUCUAGGGGAGGGGUUGAUACAAUGGUGUGGUGAGGAUGUGGGGCCACGUGAGAUGUCUUGCCAUGUGCUACCACCACACUUCCCUGACAUUUUCAUUCAAAUAACAGCAGGAGUAGUUCAGGUACCAAUGUAAAUAUGUAGAGCCCCUGAUGUAAACAAAAAUCUGUUUAGGAAUGUUUAAUAUGUAUGGAUGUCAGUCUGGUCCCAAAGGGAGAAAGUUUCAAAAGUAUAAUUCUGGUUUUUGUGUGUGUUCUUGCAUGGUUGUUACUGCUCAGUGUAUUUCUAAAAAAGAAAUAAUCAAAUGGCUGCAUUAAAAAAAAACACACCAAGCCACACAUUUGCACAUUUCCCUUGGUAUUUUGUUACUUGCUGCUUUCAGAGCAUUCAGCAGGAUUACACAUCAUUGCUCUCCAGCUUGAUUCGAGCAUUUUCAAACCACCCAGAGUUUCAGGACUUGGUCCAGCUGACGGACAUUCAUGAUCCAGAGAUGGACUUCUUUGAAAAUAUGAAGCAUAUUCAGGUAUAAUGCAAUCUUGUUCUUGCCAGUGGACAAUAGUUGUAUGGUAGUGGAAAGAUGGUAGAUACUUCAUCUGCUUCUGUGAAUGUAAAUCUUUGCAAGUGCUGCCUCGUUUUUCAGUCGCAAAUCGUUGAUCGUUGUGAGAAUAAGAAGUCUCUGCGUGUGUGUUUUGAUUUAAUGGCUAUAAUGUCAUUUACACUAUUUUAGCUCAUGCUAAGCUUUGCUGUUAAUGUCACAUUUAAAAGGCAGCAGCUAGAAUUGUAUGCAUUUAAUCAGAAUGUAUUUUCUCUUAUUCAGUGUCUGUUUGAGAAAUAGACAGAAGUGUGUUGUAGUAAGAUGCUCAUCCAAAAAGGUGUCAUUUCUCCCCCUCUCGGCUGUUAAGAGCUGGUGAAACUUUUGAUAGAUUAUGACACCCGAACCUCCUAGGUCUACUGAAUUAAAUAUGGGCCCUCACUCAGUGAAAACUUUUGUAUCUCUCUUAGAUCCACAGAAGGGCACGCGCCUUGAAGAAAUUGGCUAAGCAACUAGCUGAAGGCAAAAUCACACUCUGUUCCAAAUCUCUUCAGAAUUACAUUAUGCCUUACGCAACUACUACUAUCUUUGAUGAGAAAAUGCUUAAGGUGAACUUUUAGCAUACAAUGAUGGGAACUACUUUUAUUUCAUAGCCCUUAGUGGCAUAUUUCUGUAAGUGCAACAGGAUGAUUUCCCUUUUCAUGAGGAGAAAAUAAAGAGUGUUGGGAUUUGAGUUGAGAUUUUUUAAAAUGAAGUACCUCCCCUGCAUGGCACUUAUUUGAAAUGUUUGUUAAGGCUCUUAUUUCGAGCUGCCCUUUUAAAGAAGGAACAGUGCAUAACAAUUUGUGGGAACUAAACUUUGCAGAGUUCUUCUUUGUCUGAUAUCUUCAUAAUUUAGUUAUUUAUACAUGUACAUGUAUUUAUACAUACAUACAUACAUACAUACAUACAUACAUAUCCUGCAGUUCCUCCAAAUAGUUCAGUGAGAGAGGCCUACAUAGUUCUCUGUACCCCUUCUCCUCAUUUGGAAGAAUUAUUUAUACAGCAACCCUGUGAAGUACCUUAGGCUGAAAAGAAUGUGACUUCCUCAAGGGCACCUGGUGAGCUUUAUGGCUGAGUGAGGACCUGAACCAAAAGCUCCCUACUUUUGGUCAAACGGUACCAGGGACAGAUAAUUGGUGCCUUCAAGAUGUUGCUGUACUACAACUUCCAUCAACCUGACCAUUGGUCAUUCUAGCUAGGGCUGAUGGGAGUUGUAGUCUCAACAUUUGAAGGACACCACAACGGCUAUCACUGCUCUAACCACUACACGACACACCUCACAACUUCUGAAUUUAAUAAUGAGGGGGAAAGCUUCAGAUAGGUCUCUGAAUAUUGCAAAGCAUGUUGCUUCCUUUGGGUAUUUUAAUGUGAAAGUGUUGGGAUAGGUUUUCUUUCGCCAUGAUUUUAAGGGAGUGUUGGGGAUGUGGAAGGAAGCUUCUUCUAGCCUGCAUGGGCUUCAUUAGUCUAGGCAAGGCUUUUGUGCUGCUUGAAACUGGGAAGACCCUAAGGGUUGUUUUCUGUUCCUCAGUAUGAAAAUAUGAUAACUGCUUCGGUUGAAAUGGUAGGAGCUGUUUGCAGACAUCUUUCUUGGUCAGCGUACCUCUAUCACUUGAAACAUUUCAUACACGUCUUGCAGACUGGACAGAUCAAUCAAAAACUGGGCGUCAGGUACUGUAAAUGUCGGUUUUAAGGUUUAUCCUGUAAUCCUGUGUGCACUUACCAAGCAGCAUAGUGGGACUUGUUUCUGAGCAACCUUGCAGGGGUUUGCAAUGCCAGUCACUCCAUACUGAUAGCAUUAAUAAGAAAAUUGACACACAAGGAUAGUAUCUCUGUGGACUGUUUUAGAGCUGUCGUUUUAACCAAGCUGAUGACUGUGUUAAUGGGAGCAUUGAACUUCAGUCUGCGUGAAAAGAGAGCUUUAUGUUCCAAGCACUUUUAAUUCACUUUGGCCAGAUAUCAAAGAACUACUUUAGGAAUGCUUUUGUCCAAAGUGAUUUUUGCUUGCGUUCUUUGAACGCUAGAUUCCACUCCUCUCCCAGUGCUAUACUGCACUUUGCUUUUUGAGUGUACCCUCUGUUUUAAAGACUUACCAUGCAGCCUAGGGAGCACCUGUUCAAGAAACUCAAGCCCAGUGCCCCCAUAAGUAUUCACUUGAGCAGUUCUUUUAGUCCAGUCCUUUUACAAAUAGAAAAGUUGUACGUUUUGGGGAUUUUAGCACCUUUUAUUUCUCUCCCCCGCCCCUUAAUCUGUUUGACAGUGUGCUAGUUAUGGUGCUGGAGGCUUUUCACUUUGACUACGAAACUCUUGAAAAGCAGCUUGAGAUGAUUCAAAAGGAAGGUAAGGUUCUGAUUCCUGCAUCUGGUGGAGUGGGCUCCAGCUCCUGUAAGGUUAUGCUUCUCACGAUAAAUGUUGGUAGGCUUUAAAGUGCUGUGACUUUUUGCUACAACCUGUUAAUGCUGCACCCUCUUUAGCAUCUAAUGCAUUGUAACUCUGAUCGCUGCUGACCUAGACGGCUAUGUUCUACCGCCAGCCCUGGAGGCCGUAAUACUUGUGAAGGCCAGUUGCUGGAGACUGUGGGAAGAAAGAGUGCUGCUGUGCCCAACGUCCUGCUUGUGCCCUUUUUAUAGGCAUCUGGUCGGCCACUGUGAGAACAGGCUGCUGGACCAGAGGGGCCACUGGCCUGAUUCAGCAGGCUGUUCUUCUGUUCUGAUAUAAUAAUAAAUAAACUUGCAUGACCAUUAUUACUCUUUGAAUGCAAAACACAGGGCCUGUUGUUUCAUUAUGCAUUUUAAAAUCUCUGCUUUCUAUUUUAAAAAGUUAAUUAUUGGGUUUCUAGUUCAGAAUAUCUACGUAAUGCCCCAGUCUUAAACCUAUGUGGAGUUAUAAAUAAAGCAGGGCCAGGCCUGCUUAUUUCCCAUCUCUGCUCUGUACUAAUAAGGAAUCCUUCUCUGAGUGUGAAUCAUAUUCACGAGGCACAGAAUUCUGGCUAACAGUUGGGGAGAGUGGGAAUGGAAUGGGGAAUCCUGGAAGAGGGGUGUGGCCUGCUAAAAUCUUAAACAGGAGCGCUCUAGAUUUUGUCCGUCUUGUUCCAACAAAGGACUUGAUCGACAAGCAUCAAAGCCUUUUUCCCUCUUGAUUAUGCUAGCAGUUGCAGAAGCCAUGGACACUGAAAUGGAAGUGGAGAAUGAAACAAUGGAAGUGGAACUUAGUGAUGGAGAAGAAGACCAAGAAACCACCAAGGACCUUUCUAAAGAUGCCAGUGAACAAACAGAGCCUGUUUCAUCUUUGUCUGCUCCAUCCACUAAUGAAGAAGACAAAAAAACCCAGAUCGCUCUGAAACCAAUUUCCUUCCUGCCUAAGGAUAAGGAAGAGUUGAAAUGCUUGAUAAAUCAUAUACAAGAAACAGUACAGGGAAACAUCUUGCCCAAAUUGCACAAAUGUCUCAUUGCAAAGGUACAUUUCUGAGUUUCGGGUUUUAUUUUUAAAUAGUCUUUAGUACAUCUUGAUUCUGGGAGCUAAACUAGAUGAAUUGUCAUUCAGCAAAAUAGCAAGUGGCUUUUAAAUUGUGUGAAUGGUCCUCACGUGGGUGACCAGUCCGGGUUAGGACUGAGGUGGGCGGCAUUAACAUUUUGUCCCCUCCACCUCCUAUUAGCAUUAAAAGAAAAGCUCCCAUUUAUGCCAGUUGUGGCCCUUGGUACCAAAGAGAUGCUCUGAAUACCCCUUUAAGUAUACCAAAUGAACCUCACUUUCUCCUCAUAACAACCUUGUGAGGUAGGCUAGACAGAGUUUCGGCUCCAGUGUUGUAUUCUCUCCGGGUGUAGAUGUAAGAUCACUGUCUUUAACACCUGGCAGUUGGAAAUGCUAUUGAGUAACUUUGGAGAUGCCGGGACGCGGGUGGUGCUGUGGGUUAAACCACAUAGCCUAGGACUUGCCGAUCGGAAGCUCGGCGGUUCAAAUCCCCGCAGCGGGGUGAGCUCCCAUUGCUUGGUCCCUGCUCCUGCCAACCUAGCAGUUCGAAAGCACGUCAAAGUGCAAGUAGAUAAAUAGGUACCGCUCCGGUGGGAAGGUAAACGGUGUUUCCGUGCGCUGCUCUGGUUCGCCAGAAGCGGCUUAGUCAUGCUGGCCACAUGACCCGGAAGCUGUACGCCAGCUCCCUCGGCCAAUAAAGCGAGAUGAGCGCCGCAACCCCAGAGUCGUCCACGACUGAACCUAAGGGUCAGGGGUCCCUUUACCGUUACCUUUAACUUUGGAGAUGAUGUGUUUCUGUGCCCUGCAGGUCAAAAGAGAUGAAGAGCACAAGCUUGUGAAAUCUAAGGUUGUGAAUGAUGAAGAAGUUGUUCGGGUUCCACUUGCUUUUGCGAUGGUCAAGCUGAUGCAGACUCUUCCCCAAGAUGUCAUGGAAGAGAAUUUGCCAAGGUAUGUACAGUCUUUUCAAGUGCAUAUUAAGUUCCAUAUGGUGAAAAUCACCUAGGGAUAUAUAUAGACACAUAGAUAGCGCAUAUGGGGGGGUGUGCAUACUUGCAUAUAUAGGAUAAAUAUUGUACAAACCUGUUGGAGUGAUAAUUGACGCUUGUGUUUGGUUCUCUUCUGUUUUGCUGCUUUGUUGGCUCCAGCAUCCUCCUGAAAGUCUGCUCCCUUCUGAGGAACAGAGCACAGGAAAUACGGGAUAUUGCACGCAACACCCUGAUGAAAAUAAUGGAGGCUUUGGGGGCACAGUAUCUGCAAUAUGUCUUAAAAGAGAUGCAGUCAACCCUCGUCCAUGGUUACCAGGUAUAGUGCUGGCUUUUUUUCUUCCGCCUUCCUAUUAGAUAGGAGGAGGAGGUGCUUAUGGGCAGAGGACAUUAUAGCUCCUUAGCCCUGCUCCUUGAACUCACAAUCUGCAGUGGGCUCUCUUGCCUAAUUGAUAGCAACACCAAGCAAGCAGAAAGCAGAAUCAGUUGAGAAGUUGGGUCCAAGCUCAGGCAGUUGGAAGAAAUGCUGGAUUGUAUCGAAGAUUAAUUUAGUAGGUAACAGUUGCGGGUGGGGACUGCUGAAAGCACUAUAGCAAUCUUCUAAAUACCAUUCCAGUUGUGUACGUGUGCCAUUCUUUUAUUAGUUAUCCUUUUAAUUAACAAACACAGAGUCACUUGAUUUCUUUUGCUCAUGUAGGUCCACGUGUUGACUUUCACAAUCCACCUCUUGCUGAAGAGCCUCGCCAGCAAUCGACUUAAAGUGGGAGACUUGGAUCCCUGCGUAGAACUUAUGACCGAAGUAAGUUCUUUGAAAGCGACGUUUGCUGCGUGCGGAAAAUGCCAAGCGUAAAAGGAGCUCAUUUCAGAGAUGUCACUGCAGUCGGGAGCUUACACCUCCAGUUCCUGUAAUACCUGGAUGGAGAGAGGGUGGUGGUUGGUUGGGUGAUACCAAACCGUUGCCUUCAUGAAGGAGCCCAAGUAAUACUAGGUCCUCUUCCUUCUUGACUAGUUGCACAUUUUAUCAGAUCUUUUGUUUCUUAAAGGGAACACUCUUAUGCCCAGUCAGAUCAUGGGUCCAUCAGCUCAAUAUUGUCUGCGCUGACUGGCAGCAGCUCCCCAAGGUUUCAACCAGGGAACUCUCCUAGCCCUAUCUGUCAAUGCUGGGGGUUGGACCUGAGACCCUCUGGGUGCAAAGCAGAUGCUGUAGAAACUGAGCUCAUCCCUCACCCCUAAAGAUGAACGUGUUGGACCUUUCGUUGUUCAUGUCUGAAAAGGUGGAUGCAAAAUUAUAACUGCUGCUCUACUGCUACUUACUGCUAACACUUUCCUCCGUGUCUUCUGAAAAGAUUUUCAACCACGAACUGUUUGGGGAAGUUGCAGAGGAGAAGGAGGUGAAAGGCAUAGUUUCCAAAGUCAUGGAGGCUCGCAGAAGCAAGAGCUAUGAUUCUUAUGAAAUCCUUGGCAAGUACAUAGGAAAAGACCAAGUGACUAAGCUCAUUCUUCCAUUGAAAGAGGUAAGGUAGAUUUUCUCUCUCCAAAAGAGAAAUUUGGCAGUGGCAUGAUAAACUACUAAAAUAUGGAAGAAUAACGGGAGGACAGACUGUGACACCAUGAAGCAUCUUUAUGGGAUCAUGCUACCGAUAUAGAAACAGAUGUGUUAGUUUAUCAUGGUAUGCAGACUUUGCAAACAUCAUGUGUCUUUCGGAAAUCAACAGCAUAUGGUCUAAGAAGGAUCUGUAACACCAGGGUUUCCGUUUUAAGGUGGCUUUUCUAAUGUCUACUUGCAGAUUUUAGAGAAUACUACAAGCCUUAAGAUGUCUCGGAAGGUACAUGAAACUUUACGCCGCAUUGUGUCUGGAUUGAUAAUGAACACAGCAAUGAGUGCAGAAACCAUCCUUCUACUCAGCCAUGGACUGAUUAGUGAAAAUCUACCACUGUUAACAGAGAAAGCAAAGUGAGUUUGUAGAAAGUUAAUUCAAAUAUAGUUGUCUUUUCUUCUGCUUGCUAGGAUGAUCAAAUUGGCCACUUCUGAAAGUGUGUUUACUCACAGAAGUAAGUUGGACUCAUUUUUCAGGAUUGCUCCUCUGUCGCAAAGACUGCUACUUGCAAGCCAUAUGUUGUGAAGUAAUGUCAUUAAAGUCCCAGGCUUGCCUUGAUUUUCAGUCACUCAUGAAGUUUCGAUUCAAUGUAGUUUUGAACCAAUGGAUCCAAGUUACAAGAAAGGAGAUUCUUUGCAGGAGGUUGGACUAUAGAGUCUCUUGCAACUCUAUAAUUCUAAGAUUCUCCUCUUUGCUCAUUGUGAUGUCUGUCCUCGGCCCAGAUGAAUUAAGGCCUUAAUUCUAGCUGAAAAGUUUGUUUUGUUUUCAGAACCAAAGCUCCUGCUCCUCCAGAUCCUCGUUUGCAACCAAAGAGCUGCCUCUUGCUUCCACCAGCUCCAGUUCGAGGAGGGCAGAAGGCACCUGUGAGCAGCAAGACAAACAUGCACAUUCUGGUUGAAUCAGGGCUACGGGUAUGUAAGAGGGACCCUGUGUGCUUAAAAAUGAAAUCAAAACAUACUUCUUUAUGCUUCAGUGCAGGAAUAUUUGGGGUGGGGAACAUGGCUGUGCUCUAGUCAAUUUAAUACUUCUUGUUUCCUUCAUCUGAUUGGGGUGGGGAGUAUAGAAUAUACUCCUCUGACCACUCUAGCCAUGCCCAACAUCAUUUCAUAAGGGAUGGCAGUAAUGCUCAUCUUCCCCUCAUCUCCAGCUUGUGAAAAGUUUGAGGCAGUGGGUCAAUUCAGACAUAAUGUUCCCUUUUGUCCAAGCUGUGGUUGGGAGGAUUAGGACCAUUUUUGCUGUGCUCACAUGUUUCUUCCAACCCUUGCAUGUUCUAACUUCAUUCUUUAUUAUCGGUUUAGUGACAAACCACGCUUCACCAUUACAUCGAAACUGGGUAAACUAUAACUUGCAAAAACUUUAGUUUGCCAGUGCAGGUGUUUGCUGUUAAACAGGAACACAGGGCACAGAGGAAGGUUGGGGAGAGGAGUGAGGAUGAAUGCACUGGCUUAUUUCAUGUUGUAGAAAAAUGUGGUUAUGGAGAUUUACUGCUUUAUAGCGCACCUUCCCCAUUGGGACUGUAGGGAGAUUUUCUUAGGUAGGCAUGGAGCCAUGAAUGAGCAGCAUAGAAUUGACAUUGAGGGGUGGUGAGAAUCUUUUUCUCCAUCCAUUUGCCCAGUGCCUCUGAUCCUUCAUGUGUUUCUCAGGUCUUCAUUUAAAAGCUGUAUUUCCAAGAUAUCACUGAAAUUGCAUAGCGUGUCAGUUAUCUUCUGAAGCCGUUAGCUGCUAACAACCCGAGGUUGCCCUUGAUAUAUGCUGUAAGCUGCCCAGAGGGGCUGGGAAAACCCAGUUGGAUGGGUGGGGUAUAAAUAUUAUUAUUAUUAGUCUUCUUUUAAACAAUUUGGUUUUUCAGAUCUAUUACCCCUUUUAAUUUAUGCAUUUAAUUCCAAGCACUUAUUUCCUAUUACAGCUACUGCACAUGAGUCUGAAGAGGUCCAAAAUAAAUUCCUCAGAUGAUCACACUUUAGAAAUGUUGGAUCCUUUCGUUCAGCUGCUUGUCGACUGCCUUCAGUCCACAGAUGUUAAGGUAGGAUUCUGAACUCAGUGCAAUAGCUCUAACCUCUGCAAUGCUGGCAGAUGGCAAAGUUCAGCCUGGACCAAAAUUCUUAAUUCAUUCUGUCACUAAGAUCGAUAAAGGAACUGGAGGAAAUUCUAACUUUCACAUACUGAUUGCUUAGAAUCCAGUCAAGAUCAUCGAGACUUAUUUUCCCGGUUUCUUAACUGACAUCAAACCAUGUUUCUGCAGUGCAGGUGUAAUAGGGAACUCUGGUUUAAUACAAACCAGAGUUCCCUAUUACACCUGGACUGCAGAAAUAUCGUUUAAUACAAACCAGAGUCUUUGCACCAAAGCAGACGCAUAAUAGGAGGUGAGUGAAGGAGUAGCACUUGACAUUGACACUUGCUUCUGACUCUUGAAAGACUGUCCACAUCAAUGUGAAUUGCCACUCAAGCGUGGAUUGUGCUGAGGGCUUUGGGAAAAGUGGCAUCUCUCACGUGAUCAAAAAGCUCAAGAAUUCCAGUUUCAAGGGAUUUGUGGCCGGUACAAAACAUUUCUAUAGACCCAUCUAGCUUUUUUUAUUAAUUCAUUUGUUCUCUUCGCAGGUGAUCACUGGCUCUCUCCAGUCCCUUCUGUGGGUCUUAAAGUUCCCAUUGCCGGCAGUAGACAAGAAUAUAGAGCAGCUAAUCGAGCGGCUUUUCGUUCUGCUGAAAGACUUUGCCAAGCCAGGAGCUGCUAAAGGCCAGAAUUUUCAUUUGGUUGUAAAUUGUUUCAAAGUAAGUUAUAACUGGUAGAACAGCUCAGUGUUGAUCUUGCAGAGUGCUUUUCUUCCAGACUCAUGUGCCUUUGUGACAUGGAUGAUUGGUGUGAUAGAAAACGGACUUCAGACACCUUUAGAUCUGCAAAUCGUUUUGAAAAAAUUGUGUUCACAGAACUUUUUUUUUUUAGAAAAAAAAGCUUUUAUCUAUGCAGUGAUCCUCAGAAGCUGGGAACUGCGCAGCUCCCUAAUUAGAAUAUCCAAGGGGACCGUAGGUGGAGAUGAUCCAUGCUCUGUAAUGGUCUGACCCACACAUUGUGUAGAAGUUCCAUUGCUAUGCACAUUCUGAGAUUUCAAAAUCACACUGCACAGACACUUAUCCUUGGUAACAAAAUGAGACGGCCAUGUAGCAUUUUGUCACCACCCAUAUUUUCAGUAAAAACAAAGGUUUACAAAACUUGCAGAUCACUUAAUUCUAAGGUCCCAAAGUAGUUUAAUAGCAUCAUGCCAUUGUAAAACAAUCAGGUAAAACCAUGUCGGUAAAACAAGUACAUUGCCGCAAUAAAUAAAAGUUUGUGGUGAAAUGGUUAAAAAGUCUUAAUAUUCCCUCCCCCAUAAAGUGGUUCUCACCAAUCUGACCUCUAAGUAGGGGAACAGUGAGCCCAGAGCCUUGUCUACAGAUUUUACGGCACAGCCCUAUGAGGUUCCAUUGUUUUUUAAUGGGGCUUAUUCCCUAGUAAAUGUUUUGGAUUGCAACCCGAAUGGGUAGGGAGGUGAUGAUCACACAACACCUGUAGAGAGCGCCCUACAAGCUCUCAGGGGACUCUGAAUCUUGUAGAACAUUCUGUAAUGGUCAUGUUCAUAAGGCUAAAUUUUAAUUACAGUGUGUAACUCUGCUUGUGAGGAAUGCAAAGAGUCACAUAACAGAGAAACAACUACAAGUGUUGCUUGGAUAUGCUGAAGAAGAUAUCUACGAUUCAUUACGACAGGCCACUGCCUUUGGCCUCUUAAAGGUAUCACUUGCACUGUAACAAGUUGUCUUUUAAGAAUCAUUUGUUGAAAUGGAGAUGGAAGUCUCAAAUCUUUUUCCGAGUGUAUAAAGCUGGUAGUUUUGUUUUGGGCAAAAUUGUUUUGGGCAGAUGUGUAGAAAGCGGAUCAAAAACAAUGAAAAAACAUGAGUUUCAAAUUGUAUUUAACACAAUGCAGAACACAAUCAUGACUCAGUCAUACGUUUUUCUCUUUUCAAACAGGCGAUUGUAUCCAGAAAACUGGUAGUUCCCGAAAUUGAUGGUGUUAUGCAGAAGGUUGCAAACUUCGCUAUCACAGGGCAAAAUGAGCAAGUUCGAAUCCAGUGCAGACAGGUUUGUAGAAGUUAAAGGGGGGGGGGAGGCGUGCUCAUGCCCUUUUAUCCUAGCAACUGUUUUUCGUCAGCUCCCAUUUUAUCAAUUAUUUUAUAGCUGGCAACAGCACAAAUUUGGUAUUUUUGUGUUUUAACCAGUUGUUUAUUGUUUUCUUCCACCCACUCCCUCAGAUUUACCUGAAAUAUAUUCUCGAUUAUCCACUUGGUAAGAAGCUGAAAACCAACCUUGAGUACAUCUUUGCCCAACUCAAGUAAGUGCACAGAAAUUAUUGUUUAUUUUCUCAAUAAAGGAAAAAAAUAGAAACUACAAGGCUGGGCUUUCCCCUCUGGUCAGAAUGGGGACCCUCAACACAGUGUUUGCAGUAAUAGAGCCAUGCAGGGCCAAGACAUUAGGAUAAAACCUCAGUAGAGUAUUGGAAGCAAAUUAUAUCUUCUGUACACUGCACAUGUUCACUCAUUGGUUAUGAAGUUUUGUUCUAUGUUCCUGUUGACAUUUUUUUUUCUUUGUAUAUGAGCACAGGAAGCUGUGUUUUACCCUUUACCUAGCUAUGUGCUGUGUAUUCUGACUGACAGUGACUCCCCAGGGUCUCAGGUGGAGAUCUUUCACAAGAAAAGUUGUGAUGGGGGAAGAAAGUGGUUUGUCACAUAUAACAUCUCAGAUUCCAGUGAUGACCAUCAUAUGUAUUUAACUUCCUGUUCGCAUUCAGCUAUUAAAGAAAAGACACAUCAACAUUCUUCAAGGCCAGGUGUUUGCAAAAGCAAGGUGUAAUAUGAAAAUAUAUGCUAUGCUGUGUGCUUUUCUUAAAUACCACUCCUAAGUCCCAAGAGAUGCAAAGGAACUUAACUUCUGAUUAAACAUGUGUAGGAUUGUGCUAUUAGUGUGCCAAAAAUCAUUGCAAGUCUUGAGGACACUGACCAUACUGUUCUGUUGUUGCCCUAGUUAUGAAUAUGAGACAGGGAGAGAAUCUGCUUUGGAAAUGAUUGCUUACCUCUUUGAAAUGUUCCCCCAGGUAAUGUAUAACUGCAUCACAAACUUCCCACCUUUACCGUAUUUCAGCUUGAACCCUAGAAUAUGGCAUUUCAUAUAAGGCAUUAAGGCUGGAUGGGAAGUAUUCCCAUUGAAUUUGGCAGGAUUUACUUUUGAGAAAACAUGUAUAGGACAUGGGGCGCUGCUCACAUACAUUUUCCUGAGCGUGUUGCUGUGUUGCCUUUUCAGAGUAUGCUAGCAUUGCUGAGGACAAAUACGGCCUGCAUGGCUUGAAUUUCAUGUUCAUUUUUCUUUCUCUGUCACAUUUGUAACUGCCCUUCUUAUGAAGGGUUUGAGGAAGCAUAGAUGCUGCUCCUCCACUUUAACUAUCACAACAACCCUGUGAUGAUGUAGAUUAGGCUGAGGAUUCAGGCCUGGAUGGAUGUACUUGGGAGAUGCCUGAGCUUUGUGCCCAUGUGGUCCACCCUCAUAUUGCCCCUCUCCUCUUUGCUGCACUGUGUUUCUGAGUCAAGGAACUGCCGUUUCACAGUUUGGAAUUAGCAGGAAACUGCGAUUAAUCAACCCAGGAAGACCUUCAGUCACAGGGCAGCAAGGGGGUGGAGCUCAUGAGCCCCAAGGCUUGUACAUACCUUGACUUCAGAAGCUGAGGGACACCUGGACUGUCCACGGACUAGGCCAGAGUCACCCAAUGAGCUUCAUGGCUGAAUGGGAAUAUUAUUUGCAGUCCCCCUUCCCCCUCUCCCCACUUUCCCAACCUGCAUUUCAGCUCAGUAUUCAUAUAACCAAUAACUGUACACUACCCUCAACACUUGUCUAGACAAGCAGCUGAAACACCCCUAGCACAGAACCAGAAGCAGGUCUGAUUGCUUUGACAGGGUGGUGUGGUGGUUGGAUACCAGCAUUUUUCAUGUAGUCUAGAGAUUGCCAACAAACAAGCUUACUGACUUCCCCUUUCUUCUUUUCAGGGUUUACUGCACCAAUUUUGUGGGCUUUUCUUUGUCCCACUAUGUAUGAUGAUUGUAAACGACGAUUCGGCAAAGUGCAAAAAGAUGUCAGCUCUGGCAGUCAAAGGUCUCCUCAGUAAGAUUAGCCCUGGAAACCGAGACUUGAUGUUUUCCCUGCUCACCUCGUGGUUCAAGAGUGACAAGGUACUGCUUAUAGCAGUAGUUUGACUACUGUCUUGUAGAGAAGUUUUUGCUAGAUGAAUGAAGACGAGACAAUGUCAAGAGGUGAAUCUUUUGGAGGAGAGAUUGUGUUCCGUUAACCUUCCUUUGCUGGUGGAAGAAUAGCACUGUAAUUUAUAGAGCCUUCAUAACUAGGCCAAUUUCUUGUGGGGUUCAAGAAUUAUGGCUGGCUGUGUGGUUGAGAAGGCAGUUGUGCCCACUAUCUUGGGAAAUCUCUUCUGCAGAGAUCCUAACUCCCUUCCUUCCUUCCAUCCACAAAAAUCUCCACUAAUAUGAUGUUGCUCCUUUCUGACAGCGUGUGCACAAGAGGCUAGCUGCUCAUGCCUGUGGAACAUUUGUUGAAGCUGAAGGAAUCGAAUUUGAAAAAAGGCUUGGGACCAUUCUCCCAAUUAUCGAGAAAGAAAUACAUCCUUCAGAUUUUAAAGAUGUAAGUCAUUAAUUGAGGCUGUUCCUGGUAGGCUGCCAGUUUGUAGAGUGAAAGUAAAUCUUCGGCCCCAUAAGUAUAUUGAUGGUCUCUCUAUCCUUUCCCCACCUACCCAGUGGUGCAGUGAAAUAAAUUUUUAAGAUUCUUUCAAAUCAUUUUUAUAACUAAAACCAUUAUAUGUGAAAAACCUAUACAUUUUCAUAUCCUGAUUUUCAUAACAAGAUUGAUAUACCAAUAAAUGUUUCAACUUCAAAACAAGGAGAAAAAACAUUAACACUUGAAUAACAAGGUGUCUUUGCAGUAUUUUACAAAUUCAUUUUAUUUUGACUAUUCCACCACUAGGUGGUAUUCAAGAUUUGCUUUGUAGUAGCUUUGGUUACACAAAUAAAAAACAAAAAUAGUUCCAACUCAGAGCAGGCCCAUUGGAAUUAAUGGACCUAACUUAGUACUGCUUAUUAAUUUCACUGGGUCUGCUCUUAGUAAAACACAGUUGAAUAUCACAGUCUAUUUCAAUGUUGUAAAAUUAGGCAGUUGACUGUUUGCAAAGUCAAAAAGAGCAAGUGUUGUUUGGUUGCGUUUUAGAUUUAGCCACAAUUAUUUAAAUUGAAGCCUCUUCACUGUUUGUACACUGAUGGCUUUUCAGAGUGUCAUUCUUUCACUGUCCAUUUUUGAAGGUUGCAGAAGAGACUGAAGAAAAGGCUGCCGACAGACUGCUGUUCAGCUUCCUAACUUUGAUCAGCAAACUAAUCAAGGAAUGCAAUAUAAUUGAACUAAAUAAACACAAUGAGAUUCUGAGCAACAUUUGGGGUUAGUAGUUCUGUCAUAUUAUAUUGCUCUUGAAACCUUUGGCACUUGAUGGAUCUGUAAUGCCUAGGGCGCUACUCACAUGAAGAAAAUGAGUUGUGUACAAUGGCUUUUUAGUUUGUAUUCCUAACGUCUGUUGUCUAACCUCUAGGUUACAUUUCUGCAGUGUGUUAUAUGUAGGGCUGCCUCUGAAGACAGUUCAGAAACAUCAGCUGGUGCAGAAUUUGAUAGCCAGGUUGCUCACUGGGGCAAGACAGUUUGAGUAUAUCACACUGAUUCUGGCUCGACUGCUCUGGCUGCCAGUUAGUUUCCAGGCUCAAUUCAGAGUGUGGAUUUUGACGUAUAAAUCCUUAAACAGCUGAGAACAGCAGUACUUCAAGGGCCAUCAGCCCCCAUAUGAACAGACCGAGGCCCUUAUUCAUGUGCCUCCUCCCCGAGAGGUCUGGAGAGUAGCAACACAGGAAUGGGCCUUUUCUGCAGUGGCUCCUCAUUUGUGGAACGCUCUCCCCCGGGAGGCUCACCUGGCACCUUCUAGGUUCAUCUCUAGGUGCCAGGCAAAAACAUUCCUCUUCAACCAGGCCUUUGAAAUGUGUUUGUGGGAGGGGAGGGUUAUUAGUUUGUGGGUUUUUUGUAUUUUGAACUGCCCUGCAAUCUUGGGAUGAAAGGCAAUAUACUGAUUGAUUGAUUGAUUGAUUGAUUGAUUGAAUAAAUAAUAUUCCUCUGUGUAUGAAUAGGUACAGUUUAAGCCUAUUUCUCUCUAUUUCUGAAGGUCAUGUGCAGUCUCAUUUAUGGUACCCUCACAGUUGGGUGUGGUCGACGUCUUCUCAGAUUUUUGGCUUGCUGUUUGCUGGUCACAAGCCAGAGGAACUUGUUAACAAAUGGAGUAAAAGAAAGCUGGAAAAGAGUCAAGAAAGUACUACAGAUCCACCGGCAACUACCUUCUUAACAGAAGAACUAGACAAAAAGGUUAACAUUGCCCUCCUAAAUUGCCUUUAUUGCAUUGAUACACAUUUCAGUUUGCCGUUAGAUGGCAGAAACAAAAAUGAACAUUAGUUUCAAUGUCAUGAUAGAGCUUCACAUGAUUGUGUCUCUUUUUGUCUCUUAAUAUACUUCUUAGGGAGAGCAGCCCUUUCAUGCUUCACUGUGUUUCAGAAUGAUUAACUUUUCUUUACUUUUACAGAUGAAAACACUUGCUUUAGCAUUCUGCCAUCAGUUGAAGUCCAGAUUUUUAGAUCCAUGUCUUGGAGAACAGGUAACUAUGUAAGGUUUUUGGUAGAUCCCCCCCCCCCCCCCAUUUUGGGAUACGUGUGUUGAAAUAGCACACAAUUGAAAGAGGCAGCUAAAGACAUUCUGGUGCCUGGAGCAUAAAAUCGAAUUGUUUUGGAACAAAUUGAGAGAAAUGGUUUUGCUUAUCAUAAUGCACUUCAAGAUUUGUAACUAACAACACAAAUGAUAUCUGAACAUCCUGUCUUCUAAUUUGCCCUGCUUGUCCCUCAGUGGGCAAAUACAACCAGAUUCUAAUCUAGAGAAUGGGGUGUAGGUGUCAGCGAACACACUUAGAAAUUCUUACUGAAUUUCAGUGGAGUUACACUGACAGCAGAAGACAGAGGUUUUCAACCUUUUUGAGUCCACAGCUUCCUUGACCAACUCCAUUCUUUCUGUGGCACCCCUGUGGGGCUCAGGAGCCCAGUUAUGUCACCCCUUGCCUGCAGGGCUGGCAGCCUCUCACCCUUUUUUGAACAGCCUCCCUUGUGGACUGUUCCCUCAGCCUCCUCUCCCCUCUUCUUGGGAGUCCUCCAGGCAGCCCCUGCCCCUGCCCCAAAGAGAGGUGCCUGCUCACACUGCCCCACAGGGGCCUGGGAAGAGGAUGCCCCCAGUCUUAGUGGGCCAAAGGAGAUUGGCCAAAAGUGAACUUGCAGCCAGCACCUUACCUUGGGAGUCAGCAGUGGCAGCAUGCCAUGACUGGCGGAAUGUCACCUUGUGAUGUCAUGAAAGUGGGCCUUCCCUUCUUAAACCUGUACUGAAAACUAACUUGUUUAAUCAGGCUUUCCCUAACAUUACUGAACACACCGCUCGGUAUUUCUUGUGUUUUGCUUGGAUUUUUAUUGCAUUCUGAUACUACAUAUUUACUUUUUGUGAAUGGUUUUAAGAUUAUAAUUUGUGCAAAGCUUUUAAGGUACAUCAGUGCAGAGCAGCUGAAGCUAUAAUUAUGCAGACAUACUGUGCAUCUGAAGACCAAGUGGGGGCUACUGUUAUUCCAGUGAUUUAUUUCCACCAUGUAGAAUUGGGAUACUCUUCCAUUUGAAACUGACAGAUGCUUAAUUUGGGGGGGGAGGGUGAUGACUGAUGCCUACCAUAUAAAUGAAUGUGCCUCUCUUUCAUUGGAACGGCUCUUCUUGGUGCUCUUUUCCUAUUUUGUGUGUGCAUUCUUGGCUGUAGUAAUUACAAUAUUUUUUUAAAGAUCAAGUGCCAUGGUGGCUCUAUAUUAGUUAGGGCCACCAGGGUGUUGAACCCUAGGCUUUUGGGGGGCCACACAUGAAGGGAUUUUCAAACACCUGUUAAGUAGUCCACAGUUACAUAGCUGUUGUAUGACCCAAGUGGAAAAAGUUUGAUAGGCCUGAUUUUAAAAACCUUUUUUUUAAAAAUAGUCUUUGGAUAACUUUGUAUUUUAUAUCUGUGCUUUAUAUUUAAGGUUGUGAAGAAUCUACUGUUUGUAGCCAAAGUACUGUACCUUAUGGCUCCUCCAGAAGAUGGCAAAGAAAUCAGCGACGAGGUGGGCCAGGAAGCUGAGGAUCAAGAAGACUCUGGAGAAGAUGUUGAAAACGAGACUUCAACCAUGGAGGCAAAAGACGACAAAGAGAAAAGCAGCCCAGCCACACUGCUAUGGGUAAUGAAAAGACUCUUGGCGUUGGCCUCACGUGAAGCUGCAUAUUCACCCAAGGACCCUUUAAAGGUUUGUAUGUUUUUCAGCGAGAACAAUUUUACUUUCACAGAUAAUGCCUUUCAGUUUGACAAUAGUUUCAGGAUUUCAGAUAGACAAGUGCAAAGGUGUCAGUGCAAAUGGUACAAAAAUGCAACCUGUAGAUCCAUCACAGCUUAAAUGAAGUAGGGCUAUGAAACUGCAAGCAGAUCCUUUGUUAGACCUAAACAUGAAAACCAGGAGCAGAGAUUAUUUUCUUUUUAAAAAACCAAAUGCCAAUGGUCUUUAGAGUUGUGUAACACAUAAUAGGCUCUGAAACCUAUUUUCCGAGUUGCUGGAAAAAGCAAGUCACUAGUAAUUAGGUCCUUAAAGUAUUUGUUUUCCUUUGCAAACUGGUCAUGUGACCAAAUGUAUUUGUAUUUUCAGAGAACCUGUAUCUUUAAAUUCCUUGGUGCCAUUGCAGUAGAUCUUGGGAAAGACAGGGUGAAACCAUACCUUCCUACAAUCAUAGCCCCUCUAUAUCGAGAACUCAGCAGUACCUAUGCAGAUCAAGGUAAGAGAGUUGUCAGAGUCAGCUGUUCAGUGAGACUGUCCACACCCCCUUUAAGUAGGUGGUCUUCCUGUACCAAAAGGUCAGUUGUCUUGCAUCAUCAUAAUUACACAGCACAAGAAAAAGGAACAGAAAGUGUUGGCAUCCAUGACGGAUGCUUUAGAUCAGGGGUGGGAAACCACUUGGUCCCAUGAGACAGAUUGUCCCAAACUGCACCUGCCCACCAUCAUGUGCUGGUGAGAGCAAGCCUGCUGGGGUUGGCUGUGCUACUGAGUUUCCCAUGGGAGUCACAGUAGUACAGCCAACCCCUUGCCUAAAGCGCGACAUGGGGGAUUCCAAGCCCAACAGAUUGGGAGUGGGGGUCACACAGCUGAUCCCUGCAGAAAGCAGGCUUGGAGUCAAGUCUUGCUUGGUUUGGCUUUUCUUUUAUAGCAUGGCUUGCCAGUUCCCCACCCCUGCUUUAGGGACUUAAGAUGGCGUUUCAACUGUGCAGUGUUUUUGUCCUACGCUUACUUGAAUGGCCGUUUCUGAAUGGUGGAGUGGGCAUGUGGUCCUUAUUUUUCUUUGGCACAGUUGGAAGCUUUAGCUUCCAUUUAAAUUAGUUGCAAUUUGCUGUGCCGACUGAACCCUGACAAACAGCUGCUAACUUUAACUAAGGUUUCUCCAUUCAAACCAGCUUGUUUCAACUAACCAUUUAACUGUGGGUUUGGAUGACAUGUUAAUCUAAAAGCAGAUGCUUCCAGUGUCCCAACAGGAGGGGUGACUUGCACAUGCCUAUGUAUUGUUGGAAUCAACAUGUGCACACAAGAGAGAAUGGGGCAUUAUAUAUAGACCUUCUGUAGCACUUGAAGACACUUCUGAGUAUUCAAAAUCAUGUUAUCUUUCCUAGAUCCAACUCUGAAGAAUCUUUCCCAGGAAAUCAUAGAGCUUUUGAAGAAAUUGGUUGGGUUGGAAACCUUUUCACUCGCGUUUGCUUCUGUGCAAAAGCAAGCCAGUCAGAAGAGAGCUAUCCGGAAGAAACAGAGAGCCUUGGAGGUUAGUGUCUGACUUUAGUUUUACUUGCAUUUGCUUUAAAAUGUCCAGCUUAUCCAAUGGCAGGGAAACUUUUAUUGAAACCAGGCAACUUCAGAAUGUAUAGGGGAAACGUGAACAUGAUGACUUUUAUUUGUUUUCUGAUUAGGCUGUUGCUAAUCCUGACAUUGCUGCCAAGAAGAAGUUGAAGAGACACAAGAAUAAAAUUGAAGCAAAGAAGAGAAAAAUAGAAUUUCUGCGGCCUGGUUACAAAGCAAAAAGACCAAGAAGCCAUGCAUUAAAAGACUUGGCGAUGGUGGAGUGAAACACUAUCACAUUACUCCCAUUAUAAAUUUUCCAUGCUGUACAGAACAUGAGACAACAACUGCAGCAGCAGGUGCUCUUCCCUGCCAGACUCAUUUAGAGGAUGUUUCAACAUAAAAUAGUAUAUACUAAGAACCACAGCAGGGAAGAACAACCUCUUGCAGAGACAAAAAAACCAGCUCUCUUAUGGAUUACUAAUUAUUUAUUUGUAAUUUUAAUCUAUACAUAACCUAUUCAACUGAUGCCUUAAAAUUUCUCUCCAAAUGUUUCUUUAAGAGGAUACAUUAUUAAGGCUGAGCCUUUCAGGGCUCUAUAGUUCACUGUAGAGUGAUGUACAGUUUGUGGUAAUACAGUGUUUUUUUCUAAUGAAAUGUGUUCAAUGAGCCUUUGAAAUAUUUUCUCCUGUGUGUGAUUAACUUGAGCUGGGUGAUUUGAACCCUUGUUCAAUCCUCCUCGUGGAGAUGCAUUUUUACGUGUUGGUAUCAUGACAAAGUGCUGCUACUCUUUCCAUUGGCCCUGUAGUGGGAGGCCUAUGCUUUUCAACCCUUGCGUUGCUUGCUAUGGAGAAAUGUAGCUUUAAAAAAAACCAACUGAACAAUUGCUGAAGGAGAUACAGUGGUACCUCAGGUUACAGACGCUUCAGGUUACAGACUCUGCUAACCCAGAAAUAGUACCUUCGGCUAAGAACUUUGCUUUAGGAUGAGAACAGAAAUUGUGUGACAGCGGUGUGGCAGCAGCAGGAGGUCCCAUUAGCUAAAGUGGUACCUCAAGUUAAGAACAAUUUCAGGUUAAGAACAGGCCUCCAGAACGAAUUAAGCUCUUAACCCGAUGUACCACUGUACAGUACCCAACAAGGUGACUCAUACCAUGGCAUGUGGUAACAUCCAUCUUUCUCCUUGUUUUCUACAGUCUUCAUUUAAAAAACUCAAAUUAGGUUUUUAAAAAGCCACCUGGUUGUCAAGUACAGUGAUUCCUUCUGUAGCUUUCUGCUAGCAAUUUAUAGGAAAGUCUCCAGAUCUAAAGUGAACCACUGGCUUAGGGGCUUUCCACUGGCCUCACUUAAAAUAUUUCAGGAUACAUAGCUUCCCUACAAUCACAACUGAGUCCAUGCAGCCCUCCAUACAUUAAAUAAGCAUAUUCAAAUACCUGCAGAACUUCCUGGUUAACUUCUCUCC
Molecule: messenger RNA, 59910 nt
Organism: Podarcis lilfordi (Lilford's wall lizard)
Lineage: Eukaryota; Metazoa; Chordata; Lepidosauria; Squamata; Lacertidae
Source: the annotation of a GenBank genome assembly